Messenger RNA from Porites lobata, 45664 nucleotides. NCBI's taxonomy places the organism in Eukaryota, Metazoa, Cnidaria, Anthozoa, Scleractinia, Poritidae. The record is from the annotation of a GenBank genome assembly.
UGUAAAUUUCCAACCAAGAUGGCGAAGCUGGGUGAUGCAGAAGUAGGAAGGAAAACUCACGUUAAACUGCCUUGAAAAAUGGGAAACGUAACAGCCGGAGGGGUCAACGAAGGAGAAGACGAUGAAAACGAGUAUUUUGAGGUAUUGUUUUUGUUGAAUUGUUAAUUAAAUCUCCUCUUCUGAUGCGAUGAUGUGUGAUCACCUGGGCCUAUGGAUUUUACAGCUGAAUUCAAGCUUUGGUUAGGAGAAAACCCGCAAGGAAAGUAGUCAUUUUUUUAAAAAAAAAAUUCUUUAAAGCAGAUGAAAUUCAGUGCCUGAAAAAUUUUGCAACGGUAGCUUUCAUAACGGAGUGUACUUAAAUAAUACCUAACAUUUAUCAUUUGCGUUUUGAGGAAGCAUGACUUGAUUCGCAGAUGAGUGGCUUUGGAAUUUAUCACUGGUCAUUGACUGUUUAAAUAACUUCCUCUAUUCUUUAUAACGGUAUUGUUUUGCAUAAUAACUCGGCCGCUUUCAUUUGGCGUUGAAUUUUUGGCGUUGACUUUUUGCAAGAAGUCAAUGCAUUUUAAUGUUAUGUGCCACUAUAUAAUAUUCAUCGAUGUUUUUCAGCCAAAUUUAAAAAACUUUACUAAUCACUCUAACAUUAAUUCUUAAUUUUGAUAGGCUGGUUGUAAUACAAUGUAAUAUAGGCAUUUUUAAAGCGGAUUUCAGUCAAAACAGUGUAAUUACUGUGAAUCCUCAGUUUUACGAACCCCAUACAAUGAACAUCCUACAUAUAACAAAAGACAUUAGCAGGUAUGGUAAAACCCAUGAUAAACUGCACUCUCAUUAUAGAAAAAUGAUUCUCCAUUCCUUUAGCCUCUUACGCAGAUGUGUUAGGGUGGAAGGUAUGAUGAAGCUCCGAAGACCAUCUACGUAGGAGGCUUGGCACCUGGUUUUACUGUGGUUUCCCUUUUAACCAGAAAGAUCUGGAGCCAUGCAGUUGCAUAAAACUCAGUGUCUGAUAUAACAGCAAAUACCUGAUGUUUGGCCCAGUCAAACUCUUUAUUUUAACUCCAGAUACAUGUCAGUAGUUACAUCUGACAUUACCUUACGUUUCACUUUACGGAAUGUUAGGUUGAGGCUUAGUGUCCUAAUCUGCAAAGGAAAAAGAAAACUGUUAAAGUAAUUGUUUCAAAAUUUUUCUUUCUAUUUUGAUGCAGGAUGGACAGGAAGCAGGUUCUGGCUCAUCAGGUAUGGAUGUUAUGGUUAAAAGAAACAAAAGUCAUAAUAUGCAGACCAAUAUUUAGGCAAAUGCACCUUGUGCAAUGCUGUUUUAUUCCUUCACAGGGUGAAAAUAUUAUUACUAUUUUUGGAUUUGAAAUUAUACUGCACAGAGUGUUUGAAAUCUAAAGUCUUGUUGUUGCAUCUGUAAAAAAAAUAUAGUAUUAAUGUCUUACUCAAGAGAAUAUUCAUAUUCCCCCAUCCCUCCUCCUACCCCUCUUUACUCUCUGUCCUCUUUUCUUGUGCUGUACAUUAUUUUUAUGAAAGCACAAUUUUUUCAUGUGAAUUUAGGCUUUCAAAAGGAAAAAAAAUGAAGAAAUGUUGCAUUUAUAACCAUGGCGAUAUAUGUAUUUGUUUCACUUCACUUACACUUGUAUGCAAAUUAUCCUUCAUUCAGCGGAUUUCGCCGGAGACAAAUAUGUCACCUUUAAUUUCUCAGAUGCUUGCUUUUUUGUGCGCCCUGAUUAUUUUGACCAUCAAGAUUUUUUAAGCUUUGCCUUGACCCAGCCUUUUCACCCUAAUGUUUUUUUUUUGGAAAGUUAUGAGAAAUGCUGUAACUGAAUAAAGUCACACAACACGCUUUAAGAUCGCCUAACUUGAUCUUUCUGGUAUCUUUUGUUCUUCUAUUGUCUCCAAAACAAUCAAGAUGUUUCACCAAUUUCCACCUAAAAUAAUAGGAGACAUAUGAUUGACAGAUAUUUGCAUUUACUAUUGACACUUAUGUGUAGGCACAAUUCCAUACUGAAAGGUGACCACCUAAAUUACAUGUUUGAUUGUCUUGUGUUUCCAUUUCAGUUACUGACCUGUUUCCAAAUAUUUUUUACUUGGCAGCUGAUAUUACUUAUCAGGGAGCUUUAGACCUUGCAGUACUGUUUGAUCAUGGCCUUCUCCGGGAUGCCGCCUCAAAAAUAAAGUAAGAGAUUGCUUAAUUUGAUUUUACAUGAACAAGUUGGGAAUUACAGUUGAGAAUUUUUGAAACAAUAGUUUCAUUGUUGUUACCCUAUUAUACAUAUGAAUUACUGAUAAAGUGGUUAUUUCUCUCUAUUUUUUUUUUAAGAGAGGAGCCAAGUGAGUCAUUUCUGCAGCAGCAUUCCUCUAGCAUUGUGCGAUGGCUAGAAGAAAGAACGUCCAGGCAUGAGGUUAGUACUGUAUGCUAGCCAGGUGCUUGUACAUUGUACUUGUCAAAGUUUUUGCUUCAUAAUUUUACAAUUUUUUUCUUCUAGUGGGUUUUCUGGUUGCAAUUCCUCUUGUUAUUUCCCAAAACCAUCUUAUAAAAUUAAUAAAUUAAAACAUGACAUUUUUCUUUACUAUAGGAAUUUGUCAGCCUUUCCCAGUUUACUGACAUGUUGACGGGAAGAGGAGCAAGCAAGGAAGACUGUUUAGAGGUAAUUAACAUAUUUGUUGCUGUCAUUUAUUAUUACUCUUAUUUUUCUAUGUUUUUUUUAGGUACACUGUAAAUUUAAAUCUUUACCGGUUAAAAUCUUUUUAACUGAUGAGUACUAAUAUUGAUAUAGUUCUUAACUACACUAGGUAAUAAGGUAAAGGGCAACUCUGUCAUUUGUUAUGCUUCUCUGGUGACUGUAAUCUAUACUCUAUUCCUUGUGAAGCGAAGAUCACGCGUGGAUCAGAGCUGCCUACAAACUUAGGUGGCCAAUAUAUAUUUCUUUGUAUACAUCCCGUGAUGUCCAUCUGCCUUGACGUCAUCAAGUGUGAUGUCACACAGCAUUCUGUUUUCCCAGGCAACAGCAGACAGCAUUGAACCAAGUUCCCAAAGAUGCGAUAAAUUUCAACAGCAGAAGUAUUAUUAGAUGUUACACAUAGGUGUUAGAUUGUCUCAGUUUAUGAUUUUUACAAACUCAUCCAAAAUAAAAUGCUUACUGAGCUGGUUCCUGUUACAUUUGUAUAGUUAUUCAAUCAAUUUGAUGCUGAAGGAGAAGGCUUUGCAGAUGUAGAAACAUUUUUGGAGGUAGGGUACAUUUACUCAUGCUAAGCGUUGUUGGUUAUAAAAGUCCUAGUAUAUUCAAAUAUUUUUUAUUUUAUUGCCUUCCUUAAAAUUGUUAUUUUGCCCUGGGCAAGCAAAAUUUGAGCACUUCUCAUUCUUAGGAUGAGUUGAAAUAAUUCAAACUUUUUCCAAGCCCUGCAAAAGCACCCUAAAUGUAGUUUAUCUUGUUUUAUGUCGUGGUUUCAUCUCUGAUGUUAAUAUUGUUCCUAGACCUUGCAAGCUUUUGGUGGUGGAAUCAGUGCUAAAGGUGAUUUGAGGACUUCAAUCAAGACACUACAGAACUGUUCUCUUACACCAGGUACAUGAAAACUAUAUACCGGUAGAAAAGAUUCAGAGGCGAUUCUCUCCAUAUGUGACAUUUGAAUGUGACCAAGGGUUCGUAACAAACAUUUCAGGUGUAGAACUCUCCUACACUGUUUGUCUUUACGUGUAGUUUUAAGUCGUCUGACCCCAGAAAUUGCUGCUACUGAAGAGACUGAUGUACUAAGUGGUAAUUUAUUUAUACGUGUAUGGUGAGAUUUGAUUCAGGGCUUCAGUGGACUGACCUGUCCUUAUCUUUAGAAAUUGGACAUUUUUAAACAAUCUGAAGAUUGUUUAUUUGAUUAUCAUCAGUUCUUAAGCCUUAAGUUGUCAUUUAAAACUGCAUAUUCAUGAUAUAAAAAAAGAUGACAAUUUACAACAGCUUUGUAAAGUUUCAGCUGUGUGUAGAUUUUCCUGAAAAAGAUAACUAGUUGUUAUUAGCUAUUUGAAACCUUGUUUGACAACAUCAAGUACUUCUUGUACAGCUGUAAUAGAAAUUAUUACCAUUAGAGGGUUUAUAUUAAAGAAAUGCUAAGGAAUUGUACUUAAAGCUAAGUCAUCUGGGAGUGAUCUCCAACCAACACAGUGUGUUGAUAUCCCUUGGUGGGUGCCAUACUUGCAGUGUUCAACUCUCUUCCUUGUUCUUAGAGCAAGUUUCCCUUGGCCCUACAAUUUACCAGUCUCCUGAAGAAUGCAAUCUGGUAUACAGCUAAAGUAAAUAAAGCAACUUCUUGCAAUUUAUAUACUCUUAUAUUUAGUUCUUAUUCAGUAAAGACAAUUUAAACUUCCAAGGCUAUUAAAUAUUCAUGCAGUGAUUCAUAUUGUCAGGAUUUGUUGAUGUGUUUGCUGAUAACAAAGAAGCAGUUGUUAAUCAUGGACAUAAACUACUUAAGGUAAAGUUAUAGGAGUUUUUUGAUUCUAUCUUUUCAUAAUGGUCACGUGGUGUGCAUUAUUUGUAUAAUGGUUUUGCUAAAUUCACUGUUUAGGGGGAAAUGCCAUAAUGGUAAAGGUUAUGAUUUAAACUGUGUCUGUACAUUUGAUGGCCUUUAACAAAAUAACGUCUGAAUUUGUAAGUGUUUUUCUUUUUUCAGAAAGAAUAGAUCAGGAAUUGUACAUAUAGCACAGUACCCACCAAAUAUUAUACUAUUAAAAAAAUAAUAUUAUUAAUUUCUUUCAAGUAUUCUUAGAGAAACAUGUACUUAGAUAUAUAUGAAAAUCUUCACUGCUUUUAUAAUGAACCUUUUGUAUGCCAAUUAAAAUAGAUUUGUUAAAUAACUUAUUAUACAUAUAUUUCUUCAGUUUUUGCUGAGAAACAGAGCCAACAGCACUUCUUUCCCCUUACCUGCCCUGGAGGGCUUCUGCAAUACUUCAGAAAUGAGACUCAAAGUGUUACAAGCUCACAUGGAUGCUCUAAAGGAAAAAGGUACAUGUAGAAAUCGCUCUACACAUCUAUAGGGUUUUUUUAAAAAUUGGGGAAAAGCAACGUCCAACAUUUCAAUGAAGGGAAGAAGGAGUUUUAAAGCCAAAAAUAGGAUGUAUAAAACAGGUACCAUGGGCUUACUUGUAAAUUCUAGUUUAUCUGGUGCAUUUUUCUUAAUACCUCUUUUGUUUUUUAAUCCUUUUGUUUUUCAUUAGCUGAGGUAAAGAAGCAAGUCCCUUCUGUAGAAGAGGGUGAAGUGCUGAGACCAUUGUUAAAAUGUUACACAGGAAUUGAAGUAUCCAGCAACAAGGGUGAUGUUUCAAGGUGAGUUAUUGACAUCAAGUUUAUUUUCUUUACUUGUAUGAGGGUUUCAUCUGAUAUGCAAACAUUUUUUUUCUAUAAUCCGUUGUUGUCGUGAUCAAUAUAUAUAAUGUGGAUUUUUUUGAACCGUUGGAAUCACACAUAACUUUUGUGAUUAAAUAUCUGUAUUGUUAAGCUUGUCUCAGCUUCAGGGUUGUCACCAAGAUUUCAAGUUGCUGGGUAAAUACAACAAGUAGGCGGGGAAUCAAAUGGCCAGGGAUUUCUUUUGGUUCUAUUUUUCUUCUAUUUUCCGAUAAAAGUAGGCGGGGGCCACUCUCUUAGUAGCCGGGGACAAUCCCCGGCCCCCGGCUCUUAAUGACAACCCUGCAGCUUAUUACAUGAAGAAGGGAAAGCUAUCGCGAUUUCCUCUGUACAUGUAUGCCUUUUGACCAGUAACCUAUACCGUUGUUCUGCUGCCCUUGAUGUCAAAAUUCAUAUAAGGUACCAGAAUUACUCCAAGGCAUGCCCUUAUUUGUGAGUUAGAGGCAAAAUUUGAUGCAGUCUAGGAGUCCUUACCACUAAAGGUUUGAAUAAUAAUAAGUGUAAGAGCUGUGUUUUUUGUUCCUCUUCUUAGGUUAACCAAUGGUGAUGCUAGUUCCUACUGGCAAUCUGAUGGCCCAGCUAGAUCUCACUGGAUUAGGUAACUGGACUGAGAACAGUUCAGAGUUCUUUUGCAGUAAUGUUUAAAAUUGCUAAUUGAUGAGGUUAUAGUGCCUAAAAGCACUGUAAAAAGUUGGAAUUUGUCUGCUUGAGGUUAUGAUUAAAGAGGAAACAAGUCGCGUUCUCUGUCGAACACCAGAUUGUGCUCUCACCCUUGCUAUUCAUCGUUUACUCUGUUCUCUUUCACAGCAGCUUCUGCUCAAAUUUUCAGGUUAAGAAUGCGACCUAAUGUUGUUUUGAAGCAACUUUCAAUCAAUGUGGGAUCUUCUGACCAAAGCUACAUGCCACAGCAUGUUGUAGUUUCAGCAGGGCGAGAUGAUCAGAAUUUGAGAGAGAUCAGUGACUCUAGGAUUCCCAGGUAUUGCUGCACUCAACUUUCUACUUACAUACCCUACUGAUAGGGAAUUUAAAUGAGGUUCUGUAAAUUUUCAUUAAUUGAGUGGUAUAUUAAUUUGAAAAGUUUGGUGAUUGCACUUUUGGGAAAACUAAGUAUUUUCUCCUGACAAUCGUGAUAUUCAAAUAUGGAAUAAACAACCUCUUACUGCACAUACAUAUAGAUUUGCUAUUUGUUCUUGUUACUCACCUGUCAUGAACUACAUGUAGCUCAUGCUUCAUUUCUUCGGAACUUUAGAAACAUAAAUCCCAACAUUCAAAUAAAAAUGUUCCUGACCUGAUGAAGUUUUUUAGAGUUAUUACCUUUCCGUUACAAGUACAUAGCACAAAACACAAUGAUGUGACGCUCUGAGACAAGUGGACAUGUCAAGUUUGUUAGGAGUGGCAGCUUGAUGUCUUAGUGGCUUGUGCAUUGGGCUUUUCACCAAAAUCGGAUAAUUUUUUUAGAUUCUUUUGAAUGAUAACAAAUUGUGACAAAAGAAUUAAACUGAAUUUGCUUUUUAAGCUCUCAUAAUUGGGUUCAAAUUUUGCACUAACCCUGGGUUAUCCUAGCCCACCUUCGAACAACCCAGCCCUGAGUGAUAACAUGUGACCACGUUAGCUUUCAGUAUCCUUUCAUAUUAUAUUGGAUCUAAGUGAUAACAUGUGAGCAGGUUAGCCUUAGGUAUCCUUUCAUAGAACACCUUGAUCCAUCCUUUAGGAUUAAUGUGUCAGCUACAUUCUAACUAGCAUCUACCACCUAAAUUGCACAGUUGUAAUGGAAUCUAACACCUCAAGCUAUUGUAUGCUACAGAAGCUUGAUUACUUUAGCUCUGUGGGUCUGUUAGGGCUUGUUUAUAAAACUGUCAACUGGAAUUGCAGCUGGUGGGGUGAGCUCACAGUACUUCUGUAUUCCAAUUCAUGCAAUAAUUGAUUCUGGCUUAUUUUCCAUUUGCUUCCUCAGUCAGUUCAAUGGAGACUUUGUUUUAGUUGAAAAUGUGAAAAUUCCUUAUCCAGGUUAGUCGAUUGUCAAAUACAUCAACCUAAUGCAUUACACAGCAAUGAACGAGUCCACGUUGCAUUACAUUACAUAGCAUCAUGUGACAACAGACAGCAGAGAACAGCACAGUGUCAUACAGUGCAGUUCAACAUAGUUGUAAUCCAUUUGUUGAUGAAAUUACGUCUUGUUUUUGCCAUCACCCAAAUGACUUUAACUAAGUUACCCUCUCAUGACAAUUAUUUUUCUCCAUUUUGCUUCCUUUGCAGCACCACAAUUGUGAUUAUUAAUCUUUUUGUCUCUACAGUAAUACAAAUUAACAUACGGAGAUGCCAUAGUGAUGGAUGUGAUACAAGGAUACGAGGAAUCAAAGCUGUAGGCUACAGGUAAUUGCUUUACACAAGUUGCUUUCCAGGUACUUUUUAGGAUUCCAUUUCUAAUGAGAAAAGGUUACUCAGGGAAUAAUGGUUACAGUUUUUGCUGUGUUUUUUUCAAGAUUCAGUCCUAUUUCUAUAUGCGUGUAGUGCUGCAAUGUCUUUGAUUUUUAUUUUAGGGUGGAUAUACAUUAGAAUACUUUUCACCUUGUGCAAUGUUGUCUACUUUUAUUCCUUUUUUCUUUGUGUCGUUUUGUUAAAGAGUUUUAAAGAGCAAAGGUAUGAGUGUCAGUGAUGCAUCAGCAGUGUGGUUUCUGUCUAUUUUGGGUGCCACAGCCUCAGCAGCUAUGCCUAUGGCACCACAUCUUAGGGAUAUUAUCUUGGCUCAUACAAAGUAAGCAAAGAACCUUGAUACUCCUAAUGUAACAAAAAAAAUUGCAGCAUGUAUUAUUAAAGAUGAGAGCAGACUCCCUGUUCUCUCUAAUUCACACACCUCUUUGUGUUACAAAUAUCAGGUAAUUCAGUUUGGGAUAUAAAUAUAAUAUAUAUCCUAUUGACCAGCACCCUUCCGAUCCUCUUAUUUCAUUGGUCCCUAGAACCUGCACUACCUAUUGUUUUCAGGGAUAGGGGCAUUGUUAUGUCACCAUCCCUAUUUGUUUUUUCCAGUCAAUCACAAACCUUGUUUGGAAUCGGUGCAGGUCGACCCAUAUAAAUUAUGUUGUUGGUAAAAUCUGUUUUCCGGUUAAACCAGGAUUUCCCCUGUCCCCUAUAAAUAAUUAGGGUUAAGAAACAAAGGAAUUUCUGAAUCAAACUAGAUCUUGAUUUUACUGAUUUUACCUAAGAUCGUUUUUACCCUCAGCAUAAUGCUACCAUUUGGCCUGCAUGGAGCCCCAGCUACAUUUCGGAAAGUGUAUGGUGUUCUCUGUUUAAAAAAUAUAGGUCCCCUCCUUAUUUGUUAAUUGUGAACUCACUUUUCUAAUUUUCAUAUGUAACUUAGUGAGCUUUGCAUUUUAAACUAAAUAAUGAUCCCUUGGGUUAUGUGAUUGUUCAGUAAGAUCAUUGAAAGUUCACAUCUCAAGGGCAUCAUUUUAAAGCUUGCCUUUUCUUUUCACCCAUAAAUUGUUUUUUUGUUCGCUUGUUUUUUUUUUCUCUCCAAUUAAAGGUCUGCUUUGAGUCACAUGAAGCCGAUGUCUUUGUCCAUAACAUCACCAGACAGGCCAGCUUCUUUAUCUCAGAAUGUCCUUGAAGAAAUUGAGAAUUUUUUACUGUCUAUUGUGCGGUAAGAUGCUCUAUAUCUUAUACAGUACGUACAGAUCCUUUCACUAUUUGCAGUGCUUUGCUUUCAUAAACAAAGUUUCAUAACAGAAUUUGAACCUUACAAAAGAUCAAUAGCACAGUUUUUUUAACCCAAUUUGUCUUGUCCUUAGAAAAUUUUAUGUGAGCCGUAAGAGAGACAUCCUUGUCAUGCAAUUGAAUCUCUUUUCUUUUGUUCUGUUCCAGACUUGAAGGUUUAAUUCAACCAGAGGGUUUAAAGAUUUUAUUGGAAUUUACCUUAGCGCGUGGAAAUCUAAAGAAUAUUUUUAGAGUUUUAAAAUUAUUAUAUGGUAAGCUUUUUAUUCUUGUUACAUGUACACCAUUCUGAUAUGGUAUUUUCUGUUAGCUUUUUGCAUUAGUGAUCAUUUUUUUCUUAUGCUGCCAGAAACGUACUUUUUGUACUUGACAUAGAUUAUUUGCUUUGACUCAAUAAUGAAUGGCUUGAAGUGGUGCAUGACAUAAUGUGUGCAAUAUUUCCAUUUUUAGAAAUUGCUCACGAAGAUUUUGCUGCUUCCGAAAUUGUCAACGCACUUGAAGAUGUCCAUCUGAAAGCAACAAAGCAACAUGGUGAGAACAAAACAUUUGUUCCAAUGCAUUCUGUCAGGUCAGACCGUAUGCUGUGUGCUGUGUUUAUUCAUACCGUGUUGGAAAAGAUUAACUGAUUUCGCUGUUUGUUCUUGUGUUUGUUGAUAUAUCGUUUUUGUAGCUAUUGAUCUCAAGACUACUUUUUCUUGUGGAUAUUUUUCUAGGUGGAUAUUUAAAAAUGUCUUUGUCAUCAUGUGAUGGAGGGCACAAAGACAACCUUUCCAAACCAGAAAAUGUUUUGACAGACAACUGGUCAUCUGAAGGUAUCGCUUUAAAGUGACGAUUUCAGUUUUUGAAAAUCUGUUUAGCUUGUUUGAUAUAGACUUACCACAUAAUAACAAAUUCUCUUACCAAGGGCCUGUUUACAUGGAGGUUAGGGAUCCCAGAUAGGUGAGGUAACAUGUGGCAGGUCACCCCACCUAACAUGUAAACGUGAUCAAAUUAAAAUGAGAGAUAAAAAAAAUUGUACAUUGCUUGUUUACCCACGAAGCACUUAGGAGUUCAUAUGAACUCGUUUAAACGUGUCCGUGCAUUCCAGGUCGAAUUGGAAUUUGGAAGUGUUGGUUUUGAGGUUAUAUGGACAGGCAGGUUACCCCACCUAAGUGGGUUACCUCACCUACCUGGAGUCCCCCAUCUCCAUGUAAAAAGGCCCUUAGUACCUCAGCAUUGGAAGGUGACUUAACAUUAAUACACUUAAUAUUUAUUUCUUCCUCUGAACUCUAGGAUUUGAUCCGGAUUUUGCCAUAAAAUUACAUUAUGCCCGUAUCUAGUUGCUUUUGGAAUUUACCAACCUAAGGCACUAAAAAUUUUUGAAUUUUUUCAGCUUACUUGUCAGAAAGUGGAAAAACAAAGGUGACAAUGAUGUUUUCAAGUUCAGCAUCUGUUCGCGUUAAACUGACUCGAUUGAUUAUCAAGGUAGGUGAAGAGUGUUUCGUCAUCAAAUCUAUUACUGAAUGUUUAACCACAGGUAGCCCAAGCUCUGCAAGUCUAUUGCCUUUUUAACGUAAUGGGAGGGUCGUGAUAGCAUUGCGUGAUUCGUCAUUUUGCACAUCUCGCAAAAUUGUGCAUAACCUUUUGUUGUUUUACUUCCCCUGGACAUUUCAGCCGUCCCAGGAGACAUUGAAGACAAUGCUUAUGCAAAACUUUGGCGGGGGGGGGGGACUGGUUUGGAAGGUGUAUUAUGGGAAAUGUCCAAAUGGCAAAUAAAGAAAAUAUAAGGAUUUGUGUUGGGGAAAAAGUGUGCAAUUCUCACGGUAAAAGUGAGAACCUUAUUAUCAUUAUUUUUAAAUAAAUAUCACGAACCUUUGGAGAUUUGGAGCCAUGUAACAUGUAACCCGUAGGAUCAACUUAAUGCUGUGACGUAUCUUUUUAUCUCCUAGGUUUCAAAAGGACCCAUCGGUCCCUCUCAUGGACUUGUUUUUGUUCUAGAUGAUCUUAAGAGGUAUGCGGAACUCUUGUGUCUGCUAUUUGUCUUCAUUGUCUGUUGUGUUCAUUGUUUGUUAACAUUUUGUGUUUUGCAAUGUUUAUUUCAGAGAUGAAAAAGAAAAAGAGCAUGAAGGAGAAACACAUGAAACAGAUUUUCUCAGCAAGUAUAACAACUGGAGUAAAGAGACCUACUCUAGUUUUCUGGCAAGGUGCAUUUCCACUUAACUUUGCUUAUUUGUGUCUAGCAUACCACUGGGCGUUCCUUGAAAACACUGACCCAUGCUAUGUGAAUCGUGUUCUUUCUUGAUAUCUUUUUGCUACAUUUUCACCUUUUUUGCAUCUUCGACUUAAUUUCUCAAAGUGUGUUUCCUUUGCUUUCCAGCCACAAAGACAAUUCUGAUGUAAGCCAUGAUGAACCAGUGGCUUUCUUUGCCCUUGAAGAAGACUGGUAUGCACUAGCGAGUACUCUUAGAAUAUUUUCCCUGAACGAAUUUUUCUGUGUCCCGUAAAUCCGCAGACUUGCAAACAAAAACGUUUUUAUCAUAAGGUAGUUUUAUGUAUCCUUGAGCGAUAGACACGGUGCUUCGUUACGACAUAUCGGAAGCCCACCGUGGAGUUAAAAGUACGACGCUAAACGUAUCCUUGCCCUUUCAAUUAUUGAACAGUUCCAGAAGGUUUUUAACAUUUUCUUGAUAAUGUAUUUUACAAAUUAAACUGCAACAUGUUUUGCUGUUGUUUAUUGUUUGGAUUGGUUGUUGUUUUAGUUGAUCUUCAUUAGUGCUCUAACAGUGUUAAAUAUAGUUUGAUUUCCUUGUUGACUAAUUUCAGGGAUGAGGUUGAAAUCCAUGUAGACAGAGUUUUGAUUGGAAAGGUGAGUUUGGUUUGCUGCUUUGGGCCCCUUCGACAUUCUAGAAUAUAUGCAGACUUUUCGUUCUCAAAAAUUGGCUUGUUUCCAUAAAGAAUCGUCUUUGGUUUGUUAUGGUCCCUUUCAGUUAUCACAAGGGGAACCCUAGUUUGCCCUUUGCUGUCCCUGCCAUGCUAGCCUGGAGGCGUCACUCACAAAGUACCUUUCCUGAAUGAGGAGUGGCGAUCCUGUGCAGACUGAUACUCAAUUUUUCACUGAUCCCGUAGGUUUUCGCUCACUUAAUCCUUCCAUCGCUUUGUUACUUCUGGCUCCAGUAUAUAAAGCAGAUACAACUAAUUCACGAACACAAAUACUCUUUCCUUGAUUCGUUGAAGUAUCGAAAUGUGGCUCAGUUCUAAUGACUUCGUCCUGUUAUGUUCUUUUUUAAUAAUUACCUAUAACUAGUAUUGUAAAUGAACUGUGAACUGUUAGCCUUUCCCAGAUUGUGUUUUGAAAAUCACCCUUAAGUUUUUUUGGUUUUCUUUGUUUUCAUAGUAUGUUGUUCUCAAGUUCUUGGGAGCAAGAAAAGAAAGUGCAGAAAGGAUAGGUGUUCUGGGAGUGCACUUCUAUGGUUAUGAAGUCAAGCCAAACUGCCCUUUAAACGAAGACUUGUACUUGGUAAUAUUUUUUGUCCGUAUUUCACGCUUAUGUUUCAACUUUUCAAUCCUCUGUUGCGGGUGUACAUUAACACUGUUAAGUAUCACUUUUGUUGUAAAAAUGACGGAGACAACAGUACUGUACAGGAGUUAUUUAUUUUCAACGUCCUGUGAGUAGCAUUCGAAUAAAGGUGAAUUUCCACUGUUGCGUAAUUUUUUUCGGCGUACGCACGUAAAUGUUACGCGCGAAACGAAAUAGAGUCGAUGUAUGGAUGGUCGCGCGCAAACGUAAAGCUGAGGUUGAAACUCGCUCAACGUUUACGUUGAGGCGCGGCUUUCCAUACAUUGACUCUAUUUUAUUUCUGCGCAUAAAAUUCACGUGGGUACGCAGAAAAAAUUACGCGACAGUGCUAAUUCACGUUUACUCUGAAAUCCAUGGGCAAGAGACGUUUCAACGCUUACUCGAAGUUGUCAUUGGUUUCUAUUAGAAUGAUGUUGCUCCUGUUCCAAGUGGUCAGACAGUGGAUGGCUCCACUCUGUUUAUCAGAGUUUUAUCAUUUCUUGACGAAAUGGCAAAGGAUCAGGUACUACUCUUUGGUGGUUUCGUACAGUUUUAGCUUGGACACUACUGCCAAUUUGUUAAUGUAUUUAUUGUAGUCAAGUUAGUCGACAUGCAAAAUUUUGCAUGUGGCGUUAGUAGUAUAGGGCGCAUGGGCUACUUCGUUUUUUUCGCACAGAAAUCGUAUUAACCUGCAUACAUGAUACUAUAAAAUCAAUGCCGUCACAGCCUAUUGUCUUGGUCACAGCUCGUUCGUCCGUGAGGUUCAUUGAUCUAUAACGUAACUUGCCUAAAUCCUCUGGUUAAGUCAUUAGUUUUCCUGAUUUUGUCGGUAUUUUGAGAUCAUUCUAUCAUAUAUUUUUUUUUUGCUGUUUAAAUUCCAGAUUCACGUUAAAUCAAGACCAAAGAACCCUCCCAUGUAUAAAGAGAAGGUGCGUAUAGUCACAGAAUCAUAGCGUCCAUCUUUUCACACUGAUAAAUUCCGCUGCACACAUCCAAUUUCGUCUAACAUUGGUGGAUGCAACAAGAUUGAAUGAUAUUGGUGGCUUUUAAUUAGUUUAAACUCAUUUAGUUCUGAUCCAACAUCAAUCAACAAGGUCCUAAGUGAGCGAAUAAAUCAACAUGACGCACCCAACAAUGUUGGGUGAAGUCUGACCAAUAUCUUGGAAUGAUCCUGAAAUGGUCCUUUGUCCUUCUGGGAUAACUUUGGAUGAUUUAAAAGCGGCAAAUGCAAGUGCACGUGCUUAAGAUUGUUUAUUCCUUCAUAAUUAUGAAAAAAAGGAAAAACAGGGUGGUGAAGAAAAAUCUAUAGAUCUAUUUUCGCCAAUUUUCGCCUCAUUAUUGAGAACUUAAUGCGAUAUUUCCGGUCGUUGUUGGUUAUUGCAUCCAUAAACGGCGCAACAUAAGCAUCACGUCAUCCUCGUAUUUGCCUUAGUUGUCUUUGAUACUGCAAAUUCUUCAUUAUUUGUUAUACAGAGUAAACAUUCUCAACCACGUUCUCUUUGCAUUGUCUGUUUUUAUAACAGUGAAUAUACUGUUCUUAUAUCCUGUUCGUAUGUUAAGAAUGUUUGGUUUAACAUCUUAGACUGACUUAUCGUCCAAUUUUUUAAAUGUUCAGGAGGGUCAGCUAGAGUUAAGCAGUGUCAGUCUUGAGCUCAUCUGGGAUGUUUAUACACUUGUUACAAGCAGGUAAAUAUCCGCCUCAUUCCUCGUAGUUUCCAGCAAACAAAGGUGAUCUUAAAUAUUUUAAUGGUCAUUUAAGUUUCUUUAAGAUGAGUUAAUUUGUUGUAUACUGGUAGACACCACGAGAAUCGAGCAAUAAAUACAAAACUGUUCCAACGAACAACGACACAUUUAAAUAAUUAGUGAAAAUGCAAUCUAUGGAGUCCAGAGACACUUUGGACUACAAGCAGUGACUGUGGAAGUGCCUAGUUCGGUAACCGAAAGUAAUUUUUUCUCGCCAAGUAGGGAGUUAAAGACACCAAGACGGCGUUAGUGGGGAAAACGUCGCUUAAAAUGUGAAUUCGCUUUAUUUUUGGAGUCUUUACUGCGAUUAUUCCAGCUCAUUUACUUUUGAAAUGUAGGUGGCCUCUUCUAAAGUUGAAAUCAUGCAAUCAUCCCCGGCGGCGAAGAAAUGUACAAAAAAAUUUGUGAUGUAAAUUAAGCAAAGUUUUUAAGUUUUAUCAUGAUUAAAACAAAAUUGCAUCAUAUACGCAUUUUAUCCUUUUUUUGAAGGCUUGAUUUACGAUUAUGAUCUUCAAAUUCGGUAUCAGGCACGACACACAGGUGAAAAAUACAGCUGUAAAUACACAAAAUACAGUUGAUGGACAAGAGGUCAACACUUCACCAAGUGCUGUGAAUAACCAAGGGCUACUGGUGCACUUAGCAUGAAAAAUACACCUAAAUGCUUACUUACUUCACGACUACAGCUUGAAAAUGUCUAAUUGUACCUUUUAUUGGGGGAGUAAACAAGCGACGACAAAAUUUCCUCUUUCUAGUUCGCCUACAUUUGGCAAAGAAAGAGACUUUGAAUUAUCACGUUAAAGAUUGACAUAACGCGACUUCUAUUUUUAAUUAACAAGCGAAGUUUUUACUGCUCUCGCGAAGCACUGAGGGGUGGCGGGAGAAAAUUACUGCCGGUCACAACUUUUACAGUUGCGAAAAGAAAGCCCGAAAAAAAUUCAGGCUAAUACGGUAUUCGAACCCUUGACCUCUGCGAAUUUUUUUCAAGCUCUCUUUUCGCAACUGCAAAAGUUGCGUCUAUAACUACGAUGAUCUUCUUUCAUAUAAUAUUCCACUUAGUUAGGCAUAUGAAACAAAGCAACUUCAUUUCAUCUCUCAGUUCUUAUUUUCGUCACUCUUCGUAACAUUUCUUCAGGUCAGUAAAUUACCAGUCCUGUUGUUUUGGUUUUUAGGGACUUGAAACACAAGAAAGUAGUUGUGGCGAGUCUGCUUCUUCUUCGUCUGUUAUACCAAAGCCUUCCAUUUCUCAAGUCUGGUCUCAGGGAUUUAGCUUCUGAUACCUCCGAUAAAGCCGCCUUUGAAAAGGUGUGGUUAAUAAAACUGUUGCCUUUACUAAAAUGUUAGUGUGUAAAGUACUAAUCGCUUAUUGAGAACACUGCUUUCAUCUCGCCUAUUGGAGACGGUAUCGCUAUUCUGCAAUGUCGUUAUUUAAAAAAGACACCAAGAACGAAAAACAAAACACACUUUAUGCAUUUACACAGAAUGCCACCAAGGUCCCAUGCAAAUUUAGUCUGUGUACAGACAAAGUGCAUUUGCAUGGUAUGUAAGGAUUAAUUAUUUUUGUGCAUCAAAUCGUUAUGAGGGCAAUGUUAUACUGUAAGAACAUCUUUAAAUUGUCCUGAAAUAACAACAGGUCGACAUUUGUUUUGUCUUCGAACCUCAGAUUCAGUUUAUCUAGAGCCGAGUUGGGAUAUUACAAUUUGUCUGUUGGCUUUGUACGUUGUUGCAGAUAUCUGACUCUCGAGAUUUACUUAGCUACAAAAAUAAUAUAUUUUUCUUCUCUUUUCUGCAGCAGCAUCAACUCUCCUCCAAGAUUUUUUCUUACUUGUGUGAAGUUGUUGACGACGAUAAAGAUGUUUAUGAUAAAAAGAUUUAUGAGAUUUCAAAACUGAUCAUACUAGAGGGUAAAUAGCCUAUUUUGACGUAAAGAUGUUCUCUGUGAAAGCAACUCGCAUCAAGCCUGAAUUUUUCCAGAUUUACCCAGUUGUAACUAUAUUAAUUAGUAACAUCUUGUCUUGCAGUUCUCCCUCCCCACCUAAAGUUGAAACCAGGGAAAAUUUCUGGAUACACUCGUCUAAAGUUGUUUGUGGGGUGAGGGGAGGGGCUGGACGUAUGUGAAUUGGAAAACACCCCAGAAAAGUAGCAGUGUCCUGAGACUUUUGUCUAUGUUUGUAGUUCUAUUAUUCGAACGCUAAUGUAGUUUCUCAAUUACUUUAUGAAUAGCUGUAGCAAGUGGAAAGGUCUUUAUUCGGUUUUUUUUUUGAGUCAAAGUGUUUCCAAACAUGAACUUUUGAGUGGAACUGAUGACUUUGCUGGUUCUUGCUGUUGCAGGAGCGGAGAUUUUCUUCCCGGACUCACAGACGAGACGAAACCACUUAUUGUCAAUGGUGGAUCAAGUGAUGGAGGAGAAGAAGGCAGCAUCUCUUGGACUCACAUUUGAGUCGCUCUGUAGAUUCUUUAGUAAUAAAGAUGCAAGCGGUCUCUUAGGACUUCCUGAUAAUGUCACUGCGGUAUGUUCAUGUAUUAUCAUAAUGGAAUGGUCACCCUUGUUAAUUCAUUUAAUGUCACAAGUGGUAUCUCCACCAAUCCAUGGUUUCACAAGCCUGUUUUAUCAGUCACUUUGACUUAUCCUUUUAAAAGAAUUUUGUUCACAUGUAGUGAUCGACAGUUCAACGUGACAGUUCAAAUUAAAGUGGUUAGGUAGUAGAAAGGGUGCGCUGCAGGGAGCUAUUAUAACUGGCGGCUGUAUUGAAAUGGUGGACUACUUAUCACAGAGAUGUUGCUAAUUCAAUUGUCUGGGCUGAUUUUACCAUCUCUAAGUCAAUGUAUGCCUUAAUGAUAUUUUUUCGCCGUGCAGGAGUAAUACUAUUUUAUUUGUGCGUUUUUGUUUCAUAUUGAAUCUCAAUUUCAAUUUUUUCUGAAUAAUGUAUACCUCCUUCGCUUAAUAGAGGUCACAAGUUUAUCAGUUCUCAUUUUUACCCCCUCUUCAAAUAAAGUCUCCACGCCUAACCGGUUACAUGGUACACUUGAAAACUUUAAUUCCUGGCAUCAGAGAAUGAGUUUUAAACCAAAAUGGUUUUGAAAGUGCUGCCACCGAGCUAUCCUCUAAAACCUUUUUAAAUAUUCCUUUGUACAGUGGUAAUGAAUCUAAAGUAUACUCUUAUGUUGCAGGAGGGGUUUGACUGUGGUCCUGUAUUAGCUGUUAUGACCACACUUCUGACUGUAGCAUUUCAAGAGGUAGGUAUGAUCAUUGUAAAUUUGUAUUUAUUCCACGAAUCAGCGUCGAUCAUGAGUCUAAUCUCCUUUUUUAAAAGAUAACUUUGGCCACUUUUUAAAAGUUAAGUUAAUUGUUUGAAUAUGAUGUCAAUUUUUAGUGCCUUCAUUGCUUGGAGUCAGAGGAUAGUGGUCACAGCGAGUCAGCAUCAAACCUGGUUCAGUUACUAUGUGCCAUGCAAAGAAGUCUAUUAACAUGGUGCAACGUACAGAUUAGAGAUGGAAGUUCUUUUGGGCACAGCGUCGCUACUUCUCUUAUAACAGACUGUAAGUGCACUUCAUAUUUUCCGGAAAUUAAGGAAAGAACAACAACAACAACAACAACAACACUUUAUUUCACCCCAUAAUAUCCAUAAAAUAAAAAUUUAUAACAAUAGUACAGACAAUGAUAGGGGCGCUAGCUGCCCGAAAUAACCUAAGAGUUAAAAAUGCCAGGCAGCCAGUUAAAAGAAAAGAUGUUUAAAUGUUUAGGUCAGGGACACAAGAACAAAGAAAACAGAGAAACACACACAAAUAGUUAAGUAAACUACCAGUAUAUAAAGAGACUAAAAUUCAUACAUUGCAACAAUUUCGAGAAAACUCAUCGCCUCAUUAUUAAACUGAUUUUUUUAACUCGGAGAUUGUCGAGUUAAGUGGAAUGAGUUUGUCGUCUAAAAUUUUGGUAAAUUGGUCGCAAUUAAUAGCCGGCAUACUGGUAGACACUCACAAUAUUAAACAGAUAUAAUAUAUCACACGCUACAGAACACAAGACUCAAAUUCACUACAAUUUCCUCAAGAGCGAAGAAAUAAGCAGCCAUCUUGUCCGCUGACUGCUGACCAUUUCAAGAAAAAAAACGUGACGAAAGUGAUGACGGUUCGCAGAGAUCUGAAAGCCAACUUGAGCAAUGACAGAACCGCAAUUUGUGCACCAGAGGUCGCGUUCAGUCCCUUGAGCGCGCUUUCUCGUCCUCAUUUGACGUUGCGUUGUCUGGUAAAUUAAUCUGACUAUUCUGUUUUUUAAGUGUAAAACUGCGAAGUACGUAAGCCAAGUGUAAAGAGGGUCUGAAAUGUCCGUGUGUUUGCAAGGCUUCUGUUUGGCGUCACUUGCCAGUCUUUCGUUCAUACUUCUAUGUUACAGUCCAGUUCGGUGAUAGUGGAGAAAAAAAGGAUCAUUGCGUCUGAUUUCUGUAACUUUAUCACAUUUCUUCGUGAUCUGACAAAACCUUUUGUAUAGUACUGCACUUGGAUUUUAAGGUGUCACUACAAUAAGCUAAAAAGAGUUGAUCUUAGAAUGGCAUAUUAAUCAGUCUUUCAUUCGUUGUUCUUGUUUUUGCAGAUGUUGAAAUAUUAGCCAAGAAAGUGUUUCUGUCCCUGCAGGCAGUGAAUGAAUCACGUGACCAACUGACUGUGAUUGACAGACUUGAACAUUCUUACGUUUCCGCGGCAAUGAGGCAGCUGGUAUGUUAAUCAUCUUUAUCCUUGUAUAAGGCAUUUUCUAUAAGGCAACCUUUUGCACCUUAUUAUCCACUGAACAAUGAGACGUGAGCACAAUGCCGCAUUCGACUGUUAUUGUACCACGAAAGGAAAAUUUCAAACACAAAAUAUCAUUGCAAAUGUUAACACUGAUACAUGUUGUGGUUCAGUUUUAUCCUUGGUUUAAAUUUUAUUUUCUUUUGUUUCAAACUCAUUAUGAUACAUUACCAUACCCAAAAACAAAAGAAAAUAAAAUUUAAACCAAGGAUAAAAUUGAACCACAACAUAUAUCUUAGUGUUCUGAUUUAAGCCAGAAAUAAGGUGAUUUCCUUUGAUCACCCGAGACAUAUUUUGCGCAGUGUACCCCUUUUACGAUCAUUGAAAUUAUCGAAUAAGAUGUGGUGGCUCAAAAUCUUAGAAUGCUGGCAACAUACGAGUUGUUAGUCUAUGCACAACACUACCACCGUUGUAAAGGUUUUCGGUGUUUAAACGUCGUUUCGCAACACGACAGUUUCUCUUCUUAAUAUUUUCCAGGUUCUGUUUCUCAACUUGUUUACAAAUGUGGAUGCCAUCUGCAUGCCGGUACUGAGAAGUCUACAGCCUGUUUGUCUCGAGUUAAAAAGGUUUUCAAAUAAAUAUCCAGAGCUUUUCUUUAAGGUAACGCUGCAAUAUUCUUGUUUGUGGCAGUUUCAAUUCACACUUAAUUAAUUACAGACAUUUAGAAAGAGUGUAUUUUUUAAAUGUUGUUUUGCAUGUAUUAUUUAAGAUUGAUUCUGAAGAAUGGAACAAGACCCAAGGACAGACAAUACUAAGAACUUGGGAAGUUGAAUCGUUACACAAUUACGAGAACAACCAAGACAUAAAAAUGGUUUGCCAAGUUUUCUAUUGACUUAAAAUUAAAUUAAAUUAACCCCUAAUAAUUCCCAAAGUAAAGCGAAAUUACAAAAAAUCAAAUUUCCUUUUUGUAAAAUCCUACGAUUUGAGUAACACUUUUUAUAACGUUUUGCCAUUAUAAUGGAAUCAUCGUGGAAUUAGGAUCACAAGUCAAAUAGUUAGAAUAAAAAAUCAUCAUGCUAUAACUUUGUGUAGGUUGUUGUUGAGGUUUUUACUUGAAAAUACACUAGUUUUUUGUGAACAGGCUUAAAAACAAUGAUGAUAAUAUAUACUGUAUUAAUUUUUUAUUGGUUCAACAAUUUAUUCCAGGUGUUUAGCUGUCCUGGCUGUUCUGAAUUCACGGUUGAUUUUGAUUCUCGCUGUGAAACAGAAAGAAGGUUUGCCUACUUAUUUUUGUAUUAGGAUUUGUUAGCUCAUUUUGUAGAUGCUGAUGUGACCACACAGCCAUUUUCUUACCUCAAUCGAUAACAGUAUUAAAAACCAAAAUCAAGCCAGCUGGCUAACUCGUUGUCCGCUUUUUGGAUUCCAAAUUAGAAGCCUUUUAAAGUUUAAGAUACCACAGAGGCACUCUACUGCCAGUUUUCCUGUGCUAAUUGAAGUAAAUGUUGUUAUAGUACUUCUGAAUGAUUGUAUUCUUCUUCUAGAUAUGAUUACUUGGAAUUUACAGAUUCAAAUGGCAACAAGAAACGAUUUGAUCAAAAAGUUGACACAGAAAAGUGGCCAAAGGUAGCAUUAACAAUGUUUUGUUAAGAAUGGUGUUCUUCAGUGAAAAUUCAAAUUUAUGAUUGCCAUGUGCUGUUUUCGAACUUGCUUUAUUUGUCUCUCUUAAGUUUUAAUCUUGCAAUACUUAUUCAGCACUUCGUUUUCCUGCAGAACGUUAACUUCAAAGCUGGAAAUCGUCUGCUUUUUAAUUUUCAUUCAGAUGGAAGCAACAAUGAAUGGGGUUACAAGUUCACGGUAAGCCUAGAAAGUUGUUUAACACCAGCUGACAAGAGAAGGAAUUAUCGGCGAUUUGGUACCGUUAUUAUUAUUAUUGCCCGCAAAGCUGCCUGAUUGUCGUCAUGCAGUAACUGAUGCUGUUGAAUGUCGACAGGUGACUGCUAAAGGCUCCCCAGAUGUGGCGUUAUCAUGGAUUUUUGAUCUUCAGCUGGGGAUGGCUCGUUUGUUUGGUCAGCUCUGUAGUGCUGCCUUGGACAGCAGAAAAGGUAAUCAACCUUACAACAGCUAAUAUGGCGGCUAACAAAUUGCCACAAUAAAUAGACGCCUUAACGCACCGAUCAAACGAUUAUUAAAUAUUUCACAACAUUUCUCUAUGAAUUUUAGCCUCCCUAACUCCGUCAAAUGCUGACAAUGAGGAAGAAAGCAAGUUACUUCACAGUGAAAUCUGGACCACUCUUUUCCGUGGAGGAUACAUGACCGGAAAACUUCAAAGGUCUCUUUCUGGUCACCAUGUAAGUCAUUUCAGUGACUUAAACUGAGUAUUAAGUGGCCUUACGGUGCGUCAUGUCCUACUUUUAAAGGAAUAUUAUUACAGUUCUACUAGAUCUAAAGAAUUUUGCAUAGUAUAACAAGACUGCCUUCACACGACUCUAGGUAGACUGUUUACACCCUCCCAUCUUGAUCCGUAAGAUCGUCGUCGAGAUCGAGCUCUCGUUGGGCGGCCGUGACGGUUUGAAAUAAACCGUAGGUGAGGGGAGGGAUUAGUGAGAAGCGGGGGAGCAGGGUUUGUUGGCCGCUCCCCCCCCCCCUUCUAGGUAGAUAUUUGUACUCCUUUCCAGGCUGCACUUGCAUUUGAAGCCAAGAUAAACCAUCCCGGCGUUACAGUAAGCGGCAGUCGAUCUUAGCGAUAUCAUGAAACAAUAGGGAGCUGUAAUUGUUAAGACUCUGCGAGAAGGCGGACUUGCUCGACUCGUCGGCAAGCUCUUUCUUACCAACAGAAAUAGUUCUCGGAAUGUCAGCUGUUUGUGUUUCCCUCCACCACAAACGUAGCACCACCGCGGGUUUUUUAAUCUACCCGUUUAUCCCUUUACGUCUUGUGACAGUUUGUUAAAUACGAAGUCCUCGAUGAACAAGCAGCAAAGAACCGCGGCCUUGAUCCAUAGCUGGCAAUGUUCUCCGUGAAUAUAUAUAUAUAUGUAUCCAGAAUUUCGUUUGUGUCCUAUGAAUGAUACAAGGGAUAGGAAAAAAAGAAAAUUCUAAAUCAUACUUUUACCACAAUCCUAGGUGAGGAAAAUGUAAUUCAUGUUGAUCCCCCUUUCCCCUUGAACAGUGUUGGGUGUUACAAGCCAAACACCUUUUACAGGACCUCAACUUGGUUGGGGGGGUGGGGGUUGGGGGAAAUCUUGUUAAGGCCGUGUUUGUGAGUGUGUAUUGCAGGUCAGCUGCAAAUUCCAUAUAAAAACACGUUGAAAAGGGGAGGUGUCCCAAAACCUUUCGGCCAGGAUUGUAGGUUGAAUAGUGUUUUAACCGGAGAACAGAUUUCACCUUCAACAGUAUAACAGUCUUGAUUUUUCCAACAGGCAACAACAAGUUAUCCAGUCGAGAAUUCGGUCAACUCAUUCUUGCAUACAAUAACUGGUAGAACAGAAGGACCGCCUGAAGUGACAAUGGAAGAACUUAUAGCGAAGUGAGUAAAAUUGUUCGCGUGAGCGACAGUAACUUAAAGAAACGUCCACUCCUCCAUUCAGUUUCAUAGAUCGCUAUUUUUACUGGACUCAAGAAAUUAACACUUCAUACCAAAUAGAGAAGCGAGGUGUGACGUCAGGUUACCAUGGUAGCAAAAUUUGUGGAUCUCAACAAUCUUUCUUGAUGAAAAUGAAGAAAUGAUAGUCGCAGUGAACGCAAUUUAUGCAAUUGCGUAAAGAAGCCUGAAAAAAAUUCAUGACUUCAACGGGGUUUGGGAGCAGGUCAAUUGUGGGUUCAUAUGUUCCCGUGAAAGAAAUGAGUGUUAAAGUCCUUAAUUUUUUUUAAGGCUUCUUUACGCAAUUGCAUGAAUUGCGUUCACUGCGACGAUCAUUUCCGCAGUUCAUAUAUGAUUUAUUUCAUAUAUCAUUAACAAUCUUUCUUGACAGAGACGGCCAUUUACGCGUUGAACGAUGGAGGAAAAUUAUGGGUUGCUGUUUUGUUUCUGGAAAGUCUUACUUGUCAUUUUUUUUCACUUUUCCUGUCAUAUUGGAAAGACCACGGUUUGUUGAGAUCCAGAAAUUUUGCUACCAUGGCAACGUGACGUAACGACUUCUCCUCUCUAUUAACAACACCACAUACAAAUGUCAUCUUCUCAUGGAAGUACUGUUCAUUGCCAUUUGAAUGAUGGUUGUAAGCUUUCGUCCGACGGACUCGAAAGUUAGAAUAACCUUAUUACUUGAUGCGUAAAUAUUAAUUUGGGUAUCCUUUCAUCAGGUGUCGUGAAAAGGCUCCUGGGCCCUUUAUAGGAGGUCCUCUGGUAGACCAAGCUGUAAAUGCUGUGUUUGCUGCUCUUUUGUGGCAUUCUCAGGAGUUGAGGGACCAAAUAGUGCUGUUUUGUAAGUUAAUUGUGUUUUUUUGGCUUUUUUUAGCUCUCUUUUGCAACGUUGUAUCAAAAGUGAAUCUUCUAUGUAACAGGUCCCGAAGGUUAAUUUGAAGGAUUUUUAAUUAAAAGUGCCAGCAAAGUUAAAAUAGGUCAGAUUUUAAUCGAUUUAUCUUUCGUUGUCUCUUACCUUUUAACUCAGAAACUAACAGUUUCCGAUACUCAUUUAAAAAUUCUUGUAGCUUGAUUGAUUGAUUGAGUCAAUGACUGAUUUUUCAUUUGUGUAAUGUAUUCAGCUAAUAACACACCCCCAGAAGCUGUUCCAGAAGGCGUCCAAGAAGCUUAUUUAACAGCUGAGUCACUAAGGCGUGUACUGGUAAGCAAGCUCUACUACUGCGCCCGCCAUGAAAAAUGUCUAUUAAUGAAAUGUGUGCUUUAUUAUUUUGGAAAAUUCAAUUUAUUUGAAAGGGGUGUCUUAAAGCGAAAAUCGUGGAAACGACUUUUAUAUCAAAGAUAGAAAGUACAAAUUGCCAAGACGAGCUAAAUUCUCCUUGAAACCUUAAAUUUCAUUACUUGACGUCUCUGCUUUCAGAACGUACCAAACUAUGAAGCGCACAUACAACAGACUUGUUAAAGUUAUGUUGUUGUUGUUGUUGUUAAGAUUGUUUCUGUUUCUUUAAAUCACUUGCGAUGGUAAUUAUGGAGAUAGAGGGCAAAUCCUGUGAUCCCCGCAAAACUUGUACUGCAGUGUUUUCACAUGGCGGUGCUCCUUGCCGAUAUCAGUACUUUUCAAUCUAUCGAUUUAUUGGCUACUCACGGCAGCUGGAGUAUUACACCUAUUUAAUUUUAUUUGAUUUAAGGGCUGUUUUCUUUUCCGUCAUCGUCGUGGUUGUUUAGUCUUCGUUAACAGUCUUUCAAGUGGUCGUGUCGCAAAAAUGCGUGUAUCAAGCUGCUCACCUUGCUCUGCAGUCAUCCUGUAAAUGUUGGUUUAAUUUCCAGGUUGAUCGUCGUCAGCGUCUCAUUUUACAAGCUGAAGAAGAGUCUAACAAUGAUAAAAGCCCACCACAGAAAACAGAUCCAGACAGCCCUGGUAAGCUGCUGCUGCUUCCCGGGCUCCUUUCAUGAUUCCUCAAAUCACCUUGAUACAGUUCACCUCUAUUUAUGUUCUUUACAUUAUUUGUUUGCAGUGAUUGCUUGCAAGGAAAAAGCUCAGUUCCUUCUCAAGUUUGCUGGGCUGCAAAGAAUAGCUGAAAAAAGCGCUGAGGUACUUCCUCGUUACAAUGUGUUGUUACAAUAGCCGUUCGAUCUCCCUACAUAAGUAAGGAGCAAGGGGUUCCGGUUUUCGCAGAGUAUUUGUACAUAUCUUUGGGUUGCUUACUUCCUGUAUUAACUGUGUACAUUGCUUUAGGGAAGAGAGAACAGGCGCUCCAAGUGGUUAAACAGGAAGUCAUCUUGGCAACGAUCAUCUUCAGAACAUGGAGGAAGCAUCUUAUCAGGACCCAGACAGGUUAGUGAAAACUCUCACCACUGAACUGAUUUUGGUAAUUUAACUACGGAUAAUUUCAAGUGAUACCAUAAGUUUGAGCUCUUAGUACGAACUGCACGUGCUACACGAACGGCUUCUCGAUUACUCGCGCUUUCAUCAGGACAUAAGUCUAUAGUUCUCAUGGCUAGAUAAGGGACUGGACCCUACUUACCCUUUGAUAUAUGUCUGAUACUAGUUUUUCGCAUCGUGUUAGUUUCAGUUUAUCCUCUCAUGUUAGAUAGGAGUCCACUGACUUACGGACAAAGUUAAAUAAGCAGCUUUAAUCGACUGUUACACAGAAUGAUGAAAGGACGAAAUGAAACUAUCACAAUGCGAUAAACUAGUACCAGAACUCUAUCACUGAGUUAGUAGUGUCCAGUCCCUUAUCCAGCUGGCACUGAGAGUGAUAGACGUAUUAUGCUCCUCUCAGCAUAUUUGCAUUGGAACACAUCACUGCUAGUGCUCGCCAAAAAUAUGCUUUAGUUCAUGUGUUCGUUGAGUAAGAAGCGUCUUCAAUUUGUGUUGGAAAAUUAAGCUUUAAGGAUUUAAUAUUUACCAUAAAAAACUACCUUCUAGUGUUAUCUACCUACACAUAUUCUAAAAUUACAGUCUCAGGGCUUUUGAAACAAAAUAUACUUGUAUAAUUACGUUCAGGUGUAGCCGCCGCUCAUGUGAGCCCAUAUAUUAAAGGGUGUUAUUGUGAUACUCGCAGAAGGCUAUGACCUCAGUUCCACCUACCACCUUUCCCUUUAAACCUCGAGGCCGCUGUAGGAAUCUUCUUCAGACUGUAUGAAGUAUUACCUCCAUUACUUAUUUUACGUUUUUGCCGCAGAGAACGCUGUCUGUUGAGGAAAUCCGGACCAUUGACAAGCACCCUGCAUUUAAACUGAUUCUGGACUUUGUGACAAAUGAUUCUUAUUCUCAUGAAAGGUAACUUUCGUGUUUAUUGAAGACAUAACUAAUGUGUAUUCAGGUCUUUAAUCUUCAUACUUGCCUAACAGCAAAUCAUGUUUCAUGAAGUGAGAUAAUCCUUUUGUUGUGAUAUAUUUUUUUAUGUUUUCAUAAAGGACCCAAGCCCUGCUUAAGCAGAGAGUGGAACAUGCUAACACUGUAGCUGAUAUUUACCUAUUUGCUGCCGAGUUUCUCCGCAUUUCUUCCGAAACAGAUCUUGUCCAGGUACGUGUGAUACUCACAUUUAUGUUGUACUCAAGCUGGAGGCAAGCAAGGAGGUAGUCUUCUUUCGAGAGGAAGAGGGGGUUGAUAGGUUGAACGCGAUGUAAAGAGAACGAAAAGGAAGCGCUAUAAAUAGGUGUUCACAGGACUGGAAAGGUCGCAGGACAUACCUAAACAUGAAACAGAGACCAGCAUCCAAGAAGCAAAAGAACUUUCUCUACUUUAUCCUUUUUGUUUUGUUUUGCAUUAUAUACAGGCCCCUGCUGUUCUCUUCUUACAACAGUUUCUGUCAUCUCAAAAAUACUUCCCAAGGUAAGCUGCUGUUUAGUGUUACUACAGUUAUUUUGACAUCUCGAUGGUAAAAAUGAAUAAACAAAUAGAGAAAUAAAUUCUCUGUUACACCAGACACAGCAUUUUUAAGAUUAUAUGAAGCGCUCUAUUUACGUACCUAUGGUGUUUCUGUUCCGGCAGCCACUAUGCAGACAAUCUUGAUGGAUGCGGCUUAAGUUUGGAGAGUAAAGUUCGACGUGCCUACUAUGCACUGGUCAGAAGAUGUUUAGAUGGAGUUAAAUCUUACCAUACGCAAGGUUCUAGCCAAAGGUGCGUCAGUAGUGGUCUUUCCUUUGCUGACUGAAGAGAGACUUUCUCCUGUGUUGAAUGUUUGAAGAAUUCAUUUUCUCAUUGUUAUUUUCCUAGUUGAUGGCCUUGUGCAAUGACGUAAUCUUUCAAUUUUUUAUGCUUUUGUAGGCCAAGUUCUGCUGCAUUUCAUUGUUUGCGAGCGUUUGUUCUUCACCUACUCGAUACAGAGUGGAAGGUUUGUCUCGAUUAUAAUGCUAUUAAGCAUUGGUGGGGAGCAAGGGUGGUGCAGUGGUGAGAGCACUCGCCUCCCACCAAUGUGGCCCGGGUUCGAAUCCUGGCGUCGACGCCAUAUGUGGGUUGAGUUUGUUGUUGGUUCUCUCCCUUGCUCCGAGAGGUUUUUCUCCGGGUACUCCGGUUUUCCCCUCUUCUUAAAAAAAACCCAACACUUUCAAAUUCCAAUUCGAUCUGGAACGCACGGACACGUUUCAACGAGUUCUUAUGAACUCCUUAGUGAUCCGUGGGUAAACAAAUUACAAACAAAUUACAAUUUACAAUUUACAAUUUACAAUUUUACGUUUGUUUCCAUCCUUUCUUUUUUAUCACCAUCCACGGUGCUUUCUGACACUGCUUGCUCUAACAGUCUUAUAAUGAGGACGCCUCUCAUGCACGUAAUAACCAACUCAACCAUUAAGGUCGAAAAGGUUCUAUUUUGAAUUUGGUUUUGAUAGGUUAUUUUUUAAUUUACCUCCGGGAACUCGGCAUAUUUUUCUUAUCCAUUGCUUUGUGACACAAGGAGUUUUGCGUAAUUUUGUUUCUCCCUCCUUGUCAAGUUUUUUAAACAUUUUUUAUUAUUUUUGUGUUGUCUUCUUAGGGUUACGAUCACACUUUCAUUCUCGAUGUUCAUCUGCCGGAGUUCCUGCUAGACACAUUACAAGGUUAGAAACAUAAAACUGUUGCUGCCGAGUGGGCUUAAGCUUAAUAGUGCUGAACUUUUAACUGCUUUAAAGCCUUACUGCAGGUUUAGGUUUCUUUUGCUUUACUUUGACCAGACAUUUUGAGGUAAAAUUGAUCCCUAUCUUUAUCGGAUCAGUUUUGCAAAAUAAGAUUAACAGGCGACAUUUUUUCUGUAUUUCUAUCAUCAGACAAAAGAGAAAAAAAAUCAGUUAAACAACUGUCAUAAACACGCGUAGGAGUCAGUGUAGCUUAUAUAGAAAUGGCGGCAGCUGGAUGUAGAUAAGUAGAAAAAAUUGCAAAAUAGGUUCUAAGAUGUUGUUUUGAAUCAGUGCAAGUUAAAACUUUCCCGGAGGGAGUAAAAAUUCUGAGUAUAAUAUACAAAGUACAAUUGUUUGAAACUCAACGUGGAAGUUUUCUCAUUUUAUUUACCCCAGCAACCGUUCUGCACCCCAAACACGAUGUAAGGGACAUGAAUGAUCAGCAAGAACUGGAACACUAUGAAGAAGGCAAUAAAUGGCUGGAUGAAGCUAAAGAAAACUUUGAUAAUUGGUUUGAAGGCAUGAGGACUUUAGCACAGACAGACCAACAGAGAAGGGUUGGUAACCCAGCGUCGUAUAGACAGUUCGAUAAAGUAAUUCAGGGAGCUGUGUCACGGCUUUUGUAAAAAUUCUAGCCGUAGGAACUGGCACCAAAUGGAGUGAAACAUUAAAAUAAUCGCUCAAAACACCAACAGAAGGUAUCGAUAAAUACAAAAGUAGGCGCGGAUGGACAAACUUCAAGAACAUUUAAAGGGGUGGAAAUUGUGGGUUUUUGAAAAACGUUUCCGCCUCACAGUUUUUAAGAGUUCAUUUUUGUUGUUUAAGAAAGGUCUGAUACAAUGCUUGGGAAGUAUAUUUGUUGAACAAGAAGCUGUGGGUAAGGAAUUUCUUCGUUAACGUUAAGUUUCAUAGCGUGUAAGGAGCUGUAAUUGGCAAUAUUUACAAAAUAAACUAGACAGCAGCCAUGAAGCUGCAGCCUCCUUAACAAGAACCAUCUGAAAGACGAAAGAACUAAAGUGAGGCGCGCUCUCUGAUUAGCCAAUGAAUAGUAUGCUAUCUGCGCAAGUCGGCGCUAAGGAAUACUGCUGCGUUUUGUGUUUCUACUUUUUGUACGCAUCUAUGUUUACUCACGGUCUCUUACAUCAGUCCUCAAGCCUGUUAGAACUAUUUGAUUUUGAUAAGUCGUGUCACUGUUACGUCACGUUGUUUUGAUAGUUCUGUUAAUUCUGCUGUUUUGUUAUUCAGAGAAUGCAUUUGUUUGUGGCUCGCUUCUCCGACAGUCUUGACGUGGUCAUAACAUGUGAUGGCUGUGAUGUCACUCUGACAGGCAGGCGAUACCGUUGCCUUAACUGCAUGGAUGUUGACCUUUGCAAUAAUUGUUACAUGAGUGAGUUGGCUUAGUUUACCAGGUUUAUGAUGUUAACGAAAGAAAUAAAAAAUAAGACAGUUAUGGCGCCUCUGUAAAAAUCAAGAAAUAACUGUAAAAAAUGAUUUUCGAUAUUUUCAUAUUCUAAUCCCAAAUUUAAUUGUUUCACUUGCCCUGGGUGAGUGUGUAGAGUACAAAGGCUGUGAUAGUGGAGACAGUCCCAAUUGAAAAUGUAACGAAAAUCAAUAAAAAACUAAAGGUCCAAUUUGUAACGAAAAUCAAGAAAAAUUAUGGUAUAAUUAGAAUGGAAUUUUAUCCACUGUGUCUGUGCGUUUGUGUGACGGGGGGGAAGCAGCUGAUCGGUUAAUAACUCUUUCAGACUAAUAAUUUGCUUUGUUUCCUUUUUUUUCCUUCGUUUUUUCUUUUUUCCAGCUGGAGUGAAGCCUGACGGCCAUUCAGAAUCUCAUGACGUCAUAGAUAUGAGGUGGUGUAGGAAAAAGAUCUUAUUUGAUACCUUACAGUAACUUAGUUUGUUUCCUCUGUAAACAAGCACACAUCCGGACUGGUUGUGGUAAAACUAAAUUGUACACGCAUGAUCAGUUUCCUGCUACCUAGACCAUUUUCCCCUCGAGCGAUUUCGCGGUCAAGUUGGUAGGUUACAUGGUCGCCAAAACUCGCCAUAUUUUCUUGUUAAUUGGGCAGUUUGGAAUGUUGAAAAGGUAAAAAGGGGCUUGAGACCUGAGCAGCUUAGAGCAAAGUAAAUGGCAACCUCAAACAACACAAAAGUAAUUAUCAGUCAGACAAUGUUGGAAAAAAGGCAGGGGUGAUGGAUAAUGACACUUGUUUUAAUGGCGUUUGUGUAACUGAUUUAAUUUUUUAGAUACAAAUGUGAUGGUUGCGACAGCUUUAUCGUUGGAACACGUUACCACUGUACGGAGUGUGAUGACUUUGAUUUGUGCUUCGGUUGCCAUUCAACAGGAAAGUUUCCUGGAAGGUAAAUACACAUUUUUUUUAAACACAGAUCCCCAAAACUGCGCUGUGAUAUUUUGACUUUAGAGAUAUAACAAUGCUAUUAUCUAUUUUAUGUCGCUUUUUCGACCCUCAGUUUAGUUAGGUAGGCUAAAAGCGUGCUGGCUAAGAUGCUAUUCAUUUUUGUUUUCAGUCAUGAAACUUCCAUUUUUGCCUACUACGCUCACACUUGACGUCUGCUGAAAGAAACAUCUUUUUUGCUGUAUUGACAGUUUGUUAUUUUAUUUUAGACACACUGCAUCCCAUAAGAUGAUGAAAUUUCCCCUUAAGACAGGUAAGAAGAGAUGUUUGCUCAAAGAAUUAGAACUUCUAAAGCCUUCCGUAUUUUUCUGUAAAUUAUAUAUUUAUUUUUUGUGAUCAACAUUUCAUCCAAUAGGCCAUUUUACAGUUGCAGGCUUAGUAUCCCAGCUUCUGAGGGGAAAGUGAGGCUGAGGUUGGCCUUGUUUUGAUAUAAACUUCCUUCCUCAGUUUUCUAAUGUAAAUGUUACUUGAAAACUUCUAUUUGGCAUAAGAAGAAGAUGAUUUAUAUAAUAAAACUGGAAGAGCUGUAUCAAAACAAGGUCAAGUCCAGCCUCGUUUCCACCUGUAACUGUAAAAUGGGCUUUUUCACAUUAUCCAUUGAAAGAGAAGUGGAAAGAGCAGACUAAAUCACGUCCAUAUGAUCCUCUACAAGACUGUUUUGUCUGAAGUGUUUUGUGCCACUUCUGUUUAAAUGUGCGCCUCUUUUGAAUGAAUUUUCGUUUUAUUGCUUGUUGUUUUUUACAUAUUUGAAUUACAGACGGGGACAGGUUCCCACAAAAGUAGCUUAAACUUUUAUUUUACUACCUAACGCAAUAUCUCCUUCGUGUAAUGUUUUAUUAUUAUCAUUAUUAUUAUUAUUAUUAUUGUUGUUGUUGUUGUUGUUGUUAUUUUUUAUUUACAACUAAUAAGUAAGAAUUUGAGUAAUAGGUGUGUAGCCCUCCAAUAUCACUUUCUAAUACUGUGCUUGUGCCUUAACAUAAACAAAAAAAACUUUCUUGUGGUGUAAGUCUAUGUAACGGUUUGGAUAAUUGUUUUAAUGUGUUGAAGGUUCCUUUGUAGACACGACAGCAAAUGAUCCAUCAAUUCGUGUACAGGCCUACACCCAUCAUCAUGCGUGGCUUCAGUUCGCGGCUUUAGCGCUCACGCUGGCAAACUCCAUCAACGAACCAAACAAGUCUGGUAAAUACUGUACAGUGCAUGAAAUUGUUUAGCCUGCGUGGCAGACGCAAAAAGGGCAGGAGGAGGAGGCAGAGGAGAAAGAAGCGUAAGGGAAAAGGAAGAAGAUCCUCUCUCCUAACCCCCUCCCUGUUACUCCUUUCUCCCAAUCCCUUACCCUUUUGACGCCUGCUACGCAGGGUAGAAAUUGUUUUAUUUUAUCACCUUUACACUCUAAAUAUUAGCAGAAGUGCCAGCCUUGUUGGGAAGUUUUUAAAAUUCUUUAAGAAAGCGCUGGAAAGUAUUGCUCAAGAGGCUUCAUGCAUGUGGUGAUAGCGCAUGAUUUUGUUAACAGACUCAAACAAUUGCAUCUCAAUUACAAAGGCUUUAUGCGACGAAAAGCUUUGCCAAUAGGCCAUUUGCACGAUGGCGUCAUUUUACUACUACGACCAGAAUCCUUUUCGUUUUUCCUUUCAUAUUUAAAUUUUGUAAUCCCAGUGAGGUUUAAAUAACCAAAGCCCUAAUUAGCACAAGAAAGCAAAACCCUGAAGGAUUCUGGUCGAAGUAGUAAAAUGAUGUCAUAGCGCAAAUGGCCUAUUAGUGAUGUCUUAUUAAAGCAGACACGAGCCUCAGUAAAUGUAUAACUAUCUUUCCCAUAUUCUGUAAAGGGAACCUUGGUGAAGCGGACUCUUAUAUGGAACAAACCCCAGUGAUGGUCCCUCGUAUGUCAAGUCUGAUACUGUGUCAGCUAUGUACCCAAAGUCAACCUGCCUAAUGUUAAAAAAAAAACAAACAAACAGCUUUCACCAAAGUUUGUAAAUCAGCAAUGUUUCCUGUCAUUGUUAGGCAUUAGCCUCACUUGCCAGGAUUUUCAUCUUAUAUCAUCUAAAAUUUUUAAUAUUUACAGCGUAAUUCUUAAUUAUGCCGGAAAUUGUUAUUCAAAUUCAAGAACCAUUUGUCGCUUGCCUCUGUGUGUAAAUGUGUAGUAAGCAGUUAAAACUCUGCAUCUAUUAUCAUCGUAUUAGACUCCUGAUACAUUUUUUGUCUUUCUAUUCUAAUAGUUUUUAACGUAGAUUACCUACGGACCGCUGGCCUUCUGCACAUUGAUUGCCUUAAUUUAGUCACCAAGUGUUUAAGCCAUGUCUCGCAUAAACCAGACACAGGUAAGGAAGUGAUUGUGUUUAUACUCGAGUGAGGAAGUGCGUUCGUGACAAAGUAAACGUUUUGACUUCUCCUUUCUGUGAACGAUAUAAUAUUUUUGUACUGAGGUUGACGCCCAUUUUUCUUUAAGGAUUACUGAUAUAUAGAAAUAGUAUUGUUCUUUUCAGUUAAAAGUGUUGAACCCAAGGCAUCAACAGCUACUGAGACAAUUCCCGAGGGAGAAGGAGAGGGGGAAAACCCAGAAGCGGAAGCAACUCUAGAGUCCCCAUCUGUAUCGGAUGAGGUAAAAAGUGCUUCCAAAGAACCUGAACAAGAUACUAAAGACAUUGAAACGGUAACAGCGACAACAGAGGUAAAGACGCCUGAUGCCAGCACUGCUGUGGCGGAACAAGAAGCAGCAGAUCUAAAGGCACCUGAAGUCAGCACGUCCGUAAAGGAACUACAAACAACGGCAGGUGGUCAACCAAAUGAAAGUGUAGAGAGAGGUGAAGAACCUUCAGCUGAUAAUAAGAAUUCUACCUCAGCUGAAAAAAUUGAUGGGAUUGCUAAUCAGCAAGGGACAUCAACACAGAGCCCUGAAGAAUCUGAAAAACUUUUCCCCCCUGCGGCUCAAGAAAGGUUGUUGGGACUAUUGGGAGCGAUUCUACCACAAGACUCGAAGGUAACGCUCACAAUUUUGAUGUAGUAAAGAGAUACUGCAUUGACGCUAAAGUGUCUCUAUAUACAUCUCUUUCUCUGGCGUAAUGUACUUAAAGAAUGGCCCGUUACAUUAUGUCUACAUUGAUAAGUUCCUUUCUUAUAAACGAGUUAUUUCAUUUUAAUCACUUACUGUGUUCUUGGUGCUUAACCAUAGCUCUCCCAUUGGUCAUCGUAUUGUCCCGGAAUUGAAGACUUUCUGUCCGACAGAUUUUUGCCAGCUCUGUUCAAGAUUAUCAGGUGCGAAACGAUUUGUUUACUUCAAUUCGCCACUUUUAACUGUGUCCUGGUAACAAAUGACAUGUAUUAACUUAUUCUUCGUUGACAUGCUUUAACAGGGAUGGCAAUGUUGAUGAUAAUACAAAAAGUCUAGCUCUAGGUGUCCUUGGAAAAUUUCUACAGUGCACUAGCCCGGGUGUAAGUGUCCAAAAAAACUUUGUCUUUCUUUCCUUUUGUUGUUAUUGUUGUUAUCGUUGUUUAAUUUCCUAUACGUCUCCAGUUAAUUUUAUUCAUGCUUAUUGAUAGAUCUCAUCCUACCAUCUAUAAAAACGUUUUGUUGUCGUUUUUUUUUUUUUUUCAUGCCGCGUUCAAUACACCAGCUUGUUCUUUGCAACCUAUGUCUUGUUGUAAUUUAGUGAAUGAGUGCAAUUUUUAUUGUUUGUUUGUUUUUUGUCUACAGCUCUCCGAUCGUGGCGUUGCACCAUAUUCCACGUCGCCCGUCAAAACAGAAAGUGAGAGUAGUAGUGAAGAGAUUUGUUCUGGCAAAGCAACUGUUGAAUUUCUCUUCCAGCUCGGAGCGGAAUACCUUUCCAGGUUAGUUCAGCGUCUAAAGCGUAUUUACAAGGUUCACAAGUCCCUUGAAAGUCCUUGAAUUUCACAAUAAAAAAUUCAACUGUGUGUGGUCCUUCAAUGUAGUCAUAUGCACUUAAUCGUUUACGGAAGGUAAUGACUCAUUCAUGUUGCAGAUCUGACCUGACGGCAUCGUCUGGAAUGGCAUCCACUUUACAACAGUUAGCCAGAUCAACUCAGUGGCAACCUAGUAUAGCAGAUCACGUGGGACUCUGUCUUGAGCGCUUAGCAGAGCCUGCAGAGGUACAGUAAUGUGACUCAUUUUAUAACUAACAAAUUCACAAAAACCUUAAAUACGCGACUUCCCUUUUAAUUACACUCCAAGGUGUAAAGCAAUUAACAGAGCUCUAUUAGUAUGACGUGCUACCUGAUCACCAAUAAAAUCCCACGUGUAUUUACCCCGUUUUUUGUCGUUUCGUUGGUUUUUACUUGGAACAUGUCUAAGUUGAAAGGCGUAGAAGGACGAUGUUUUUUUUUUAUGAUUUAAAAAUAGUAUUAAUAUUUUGUAGGUAACUGGUUUCUUAGACUUUUCUCACUCAAAAUUAUUAAUCAGUUUUACUGUAAUGUUAUUAAUGACUUGGAAUUAGCUUUAACAUACUAAACUGAAAUGCAAAUAAACGUGAAGACUGAGUCGACUCCCUAUCCUUAAUUGCCUCCACCCUAUUACCUUAUCCCGCCUUGCCCUUUUUCAAACUACGAGGGUGGAAUCGUUUCAUGCAACCGUCAAAGUUAUUCCAAUUAUUUAUUUUCAUUUAUUAUUGCUUGCAGAGCGUUGACUUGAGUGCUGUUUUUGGUCUCCUUGUCUUCGCAAGAUUUCCGGAUGUAAGUGAAUUUCCUUAACCCCCUUUCAUCAUUCUGUUUCUUCAGAACGUCAUCAUUGUCGGACUUCAGCUUGUCGCUCAUUGAGAUAUUUCAGCGAAUCCCGUGGCGAUUAGUAGUUACGUGGUCUUUUCUUAAAUGAUCGAGCGUAGUAAUUUUUGCCAUAACUCUUGUUUGCAGGUUGUUCGGAUGGGAUCCGUGACAGAAAUGAAGGAUAUCAGCGGAGAGAAACGGAAAACUGUUGUUUUUAAACAUGUACCUGAAAAAGGAGAAGUCACUGUCGUCGAUAUGAAGACACGCAAAAGGAAAACGGUAAACGUUCAUUCUUUUGGUUUUCCUAGAAAAGUAUCGCGCGCUUUUCAACUCCUAAUUCUUGCAGCAUUAAGUUGGUGCCGUAAAGUUAAUCCUUUCUGUAGUUUAUUUGUUUGACAAGAACUCAAGUGGGUAAUCGUAUCUUUGGUGUUGAAUGCUUACUUGCGUCGUACCUUUUAGACUAUCCUCAAAAAACGUUUUUUGAGUUGAGUCGGUAAAGAAGGAACAAUGCUUGAAACCUGGUGGUAAAUUGUUUUUUGUCCACUCACUCGAUAAAACCAUUUUGUUUAUUUGUUUGUUUUUUGUUUGUCUUUUUUUUUUGGUCCCCCCACCCCUCCCCCAUCAUGUUUUGUCAGUGGUUAGUGUUGCACCAAAGGACGUGUUAUUAAGUGCUCAGUGCAAUUUUGUUUAGCAGAAUUAUUAUAUCUAAUGGCAGGUCAAGGAACACCAACUUGAAGAGUCCUCUUCUUUGAGUGAAGCUUUCAAAACCUCAAGAUUUUCUGUUCUGCUUGAUAUUGUCAUUAAAAUCCUCAAACUUCUAAAAGAUAGUAAGUUUUUCUCUUACUUUUUAAAUGGUAAGCUAAGAUAAUAUUCAUAAUUCUACUGGGCUAUUAAAAUCGCUACCUUAGAUGAUGAAUACCGUAUUUUAGAGGGACAUUUUUGCAUGUUGAUGCUUUAUGUUUGUGCAAUAAUUUCUCUAAGAAAAUGUUAAGUUCAUAAACUCUCUUUGCCAUGCUCUUGCUUCUUCAUGUUUGUGUAACUCCGAGAGAGAAUAUCCUCUCUUGAUAAUUUUUGUCAAGUUUAAGUAAAACUGUCGCAGGGUAUUUGAAAGUGAUUCUUCAUCAGAUUUUUAUUUUCUUCAUAAAUGUUGUUAUUAAAUUAAGUUAGGUUGACAUUACUGAAGAUAGUGUAACUAACUCUAUAGAACAGUUAUACUCCAAUACGAAAGUUUGCGGGUAUUUAAUUGUGUCAAUUGUUGUUUUUUCCUCUUUUGUAAUAGAUAAAUCUGUUCCAGUUGAGAGAAUGUGGGUUCUUUAUUUAGCUCUGAAGGGACUUCUUGGAAAUGUCAAGGUACUGUGUCGUUUCCAGGGCUCAAAUUACUUUUAAUGAAUGUGUUAACGGAUUUUCACGGAUCCGAUCAGGAGAAAUGUCCUUGAGUUAAAUAAUCUCUAUAAACAUUGUAUAGAAUGGAGAAAUUAAUGGGUAAUUAAUGGAUUACAAGCUCGUCCUGUGAAUGUUGCCGAUUCUUUUUCUUCCAGGCAAAUCCAAGUUUAAAUACAGAAUUGUUAUCCAGUGGUAUUGUUUCGUUGCUUGUUAAUAUUGCUUGUCGCGGAACUACGUUUAGUGGUCAGUGGAUUUUACGCGACUUGGAGGUAAGAACGAUAUCGCCACAGUUUAGUGUUGACCAGUUAUAUUCCGGUUUUGCUGUUGCAGAUCGUCGCAUUUAUUCUAGCUUACGUUCUUGAUCCUUGUCAACAGGUUCUGUCUUUAAAACUUUAUAAAUCAGUGCAGCAACCCUCAUCCCCUGCUGAUACUCCCCCUGUAAAAGAAGAGAGUAAACCAACAGCCAAAACGGAAAAGGAGUCAAGUGAAGCUGCCCCCGAGCCAGGUCCAUCAGUAAAAGAGAAUGAAAGUGAGAAGGAUCCAUUUGAUGGGCUUAAUGAUAUCACUAGGACCUGCUUUGAGGUUGGUUUGAGAUGAUUAACUGUAGUACUCUUUGCUGGAAUAAAUAUGACUACAAUUCAUGCAAUUCAUACUGUUUGAGAAAUGAUGAGGAUAAUUUAGGUUGUAUUCAAAUGUAUAUUUUUGAUUCACAUGCGCUUAACGUUGUAGUUGCCUUAACAUUUAUCUGUCUCGGUGGAAAUGAAUUAUUGGACCCAUCCUGUUGCAAUCGAUCGAGAAGUUUAGCAGCACUUCAAAAUAGGCACUGAUAGUUGCGAAGGUUGCCCUUUUUAAACCGUGUUUGCGCAAUCUAAAUUUUGAGUAGCGAUCUUACGUGGCUCUUAUUUAAAGAGUGUUUUAUCUUCUGUUUAACAGACAAUACACGAGGCGAUGCCGACCAUUCCCCUGUCUGUACUAAGAGCCUUGUUUGAGAGUGUAGGUCAAGAUCAAAGCCGACUUUUAGUUGAAGUACAAAGAGGGUAAGUACCAUUUAUUUCUGCCAUCACCGCAGCUACUGUAGAAAGCUUACUUCGUUCUUAAAUACUUUUGAUUUGUUUAUUACAGCUUUGAUGGAGCUGUUUUCCAAGUAGACGACGAUAUUAAGGAGCAGGCUAAGAAAUGGUGAGUGUCCACACACUUUUCCAAUAUACAAUUCCUUUAUGCAUGGUCAUUUACGCUGCAAAUCCAUUUUUUGUGUACCCUCGUUGGUUUGCUUGUUGUUGUCAUUGUUGUGUGCAGUAAGUUUUGUUCUUCUUUCUUUUUGUCUGGCUGGUGCUCAACUGGUUGCUACAGUAAAUGAUACCUAAACAAAUGCAGUCACUAACAAAAAAUAGAAUCGUUUACAUGUUGUUGAUCUCUUGUGAAAGAAAGUGAUUAUUAGGACACUGCACAUGUACCCGGCAAUAACCCUGCCUGGAGUUGCGGAACCUGUCUUUUUUUUCCUGCCAUCUUUCCCUCAGGGUUUUAUCUUCUGACAAGGCAGCAGCUACCGGCGCAACGUCCUCAGGGGCCGCUGUGGACAUUGGCGUGGUGCGCUACAAUGCAAAAGACAUUUUACCCGCGAACAUUCAAGCCAAACCAGAAGAAGGCGAAGUAACUCAGAAGCUUAUUCCUACUCUCAGUGAUGCUGAGAUUGAAGAGGUGAGAUAUUAUGGUGCCAUUUUUUUGGAAGGAAACAAGUCUCCACCGUUGAAAAGAGAGUUUAUUCAGGUGGUGAAAUUACAGGCAAAGUUGUAUUUCUUUUCUUAACUAGAGGAAAAAAUAUAUAUCAAUAUCGCGAGUGUGCCUCUUUUUUGAACUUUAACGGCUUCAUGUGGUUGUGAUGGUCGAUAUCGCAUCUACGCUUCACCUGAAAAGAGAAAAUCAUGAUGGCAACGAGCGAAAACUAACCCUUUUUGUGCUUUUUGGAUUGAAACUUUAACAUAAAACAACUCGAAAAGUGAAGGCUUUUUUAAAAUGAUGUACUUGAGCAGUUCCAAGACAGUUUUUCCUCGGCAGACUGAAUGGUAUCCACUAGUAUUGUCAUAAAAUGUGUAAAGCGCUCAGCGGGGCGCGUGAUGUUUUCUCUACGAACGUUAUUCAUUUGUACAUCCAUUUAUUCCUUAUCUAUCCGUUCGUCCGUCCAUCCAUUCAUCCACCUCACUCAUUUAUUAGUUUAUUGGGUCAUUCAUUGAUUCCUAUCAGAAGAAAGUCAGUCUAACCAGCUAUACCUUGUUACCAAUCGUCCCUACAAAUAAUCCUCUUAAACGAUUUCUUUCUCACUUAUCGCCCACUGCACAGUUGACGACUAUGAUUAUCUUUCAGACUCGCGAGAAGCAGGCUCGCACAAAAUCAGCUGAACUUCUGAAGAAAGAACUACAAAAUGAAGAAAACCUUAAAUCUUCGGAAUAUCUGAGUAAAGUAAGUUCAAAGGGAACGGUUUCUGCAUUUCAGUGAAACUGUUUCGCGCGAAUUAAAACCAAACAGUCUAUUUUAUACCUCAAAAGGUAACUAACAUUACAUUGACUGAAUGGAGAAUUUUUACUCUGUUCAAGAAUGACUUUACUUAACCCCGUCCUGAAACACCUAGUGCCAAGUAGUUACAAGCAAACAAAAUAAAAGAAUGAAGUAAGAACGUAAUACUGCAUUACUGUGUAUUAGUGUGGUAUCUGUUGUACGUUGGGUUAUGUAUAUGUAUCAUUUUGUUAUUUGUUUAUGUUUAUGUUGAUUGAUAUUCAGAACUCAUCUGGGAGCCAAAUUGUGAUUAAAUUUCGAACAUGCUUACUGAUACAAGACCAGGAGGGCUACAUUAAAUUGAGGAGUAUAGGUCCAGUCAGAUGCAGGCGCAAACGUGAAGCCAUCUGUCCUAAUCUUAUUGUUUACUUGCUUUUAUUUCAGGUUAACCUUGCCUUGUCUGUGAUUUACUCACGGCACUUGCUCGCUAUUCUACUGGGAAACUGGUGUGACUGUGGCAUGAUAACCAGUGAAUUGAUCGACAACAGUGAUGAGGUACAGCUGAUUGGUCUGCUGGACAUUCUACAAAAACUGGAAAGCAAAGAACUGUUUGAAAAGGUUAGGUUUUACACUCGUUGCGUGCCAUCGGUCCAAAUCCAGAGCUAUGUGGGUGGUGGGGGGCUGGGUUGGCGGCUUCAAUCACCUUUUAGUUUCGAUAACUAAUGCAGAUUCUGUAGCCCAUGAACUAUGGGAGCUAUGUAGGAGUUUGAUAAUGUAAACUUUUGUCAUAUGUGAUGAUUAUAUGUUCUACUCCUUUCGGGAACAUGGAAUUCUUUUCCCUUAGUAUCGCCUAUGAUUUUUUUUUUUAUAAACUUCGUAUUUGAAAUGUUGUUUUUGAUUAUGUGUUGUUGUCCUUUUUGUCGAAGGUUGUGAGUUCAGUUGUACGAUAUGGAAACCCCAAACUGGUUCAUCCAUUGUCCCUUGCGGCAGCUCACUGUAUGGGUGAAGUGACGCUGUCUUCCGAAACCAGGGAGUCCAGUCAUAACUACCCUAAUGACACUGUAGAUGAGGUGAAAAGCAUACGACGCCAUUAACUCUUAAACAAAAUUUACGAACAACAGCAUAGCAUUCUUAGCCUACGUUGCAGGCGCAUGAGAACUGGAAUUUGCUACCGAAAAUGGGCCAUGCGAGGAAAGAGGAGGAUACCUCCCUUUUCGCGCGUGACCUCCUCUAGCGCGCGUAUCGUUUAUCUCGUCUCAUAAUUCUUGUACGCUUGUGACGCGUACUUCAAAUGAUUUAGUGCUUUAAUAGGGAGCUUAAGCAAAGACGUUUUUGAGCGAAGCACGUCAACCGGAAGUGAGGCCUUCUCCCUUUUUAUAUGCCUGGACACUAUUAAAUUUGUAUUGCUGAGUUUCUUUUCUGCUAUAAAGACGAUUUACCCAAGGGUUUCAACCAAACCACAGCCCAAUGCUGCAAAAAAUCCACUUCCGGUUGACGUCCGUCGCUCAAAAACGCUGUUGCUUAAGCUCCCUAAUCUAAGGAUUUAAUACCACUACCUGGAGAUGUAUCUCAGCGUAUGUGUCGACAGUUCAUUUGAGGAUUACACCAGAAGGCUCAAGAAAUGCUGAUAAAUGUAAUCGUUUUGGUAUUUUUGCUUUUCCGACCUUUGACUUAAGAUUCAGAGUGAAAAAUGGACUGCAAGAUGUAUAAGAUAUUUCACUUAAAGUAAUAUGUGACCUUACCGGCGAUCCAUCAACGUGAGUCACCAGACAAAACUAUGAGAGGCUCAAGUUAGUUUGUGUGUUUUUGUCAUGUGAAUUACGAAACUGCAAGGUCUCUUAUAAAAAUUGUGUUAAACGACAACGAAUUCGACAUGUUUGGUCUUUUCACAGGGAAAAGUGCAUAUCCCUGGAGCAGCUACCCUCUUCGUCAAAUUUGAUUCCAGGUACGUCACGCUAGACUCACGCUAAGUGUGUUGUGAUUUACUUGUAUACUCAUUUUCUCUAAUGUCGAUAAACAAAUAAUGAUUUAAUUUUAACGCAUCCUGAGCAAUGUGAUCCUUUGUCUACCAUCCCGAAUAGAAUUGAAAUUUGAAAAUGUCAGGUUUUGUUAGCACGGGGAAAAACUGGAUUACCCGGAAACAAAAGACCCUCCGAGCAAAGAAAAGAACCAGUAUAUGGAUUUGCCCUAUGCAUAUUUUGUUCGGUGAAACCUGCCUGGUCGCCAAGCGCAACUCCUUGUAAAAUGGCUUACAGACCUGCGACUUUUAAUCUGGUCUGGUUAUGUGUAUGUUCAGUGGUUCAAGUCCCAAAACUGACCAACAUCAAAUUUCUCCUAACAACAUCAGUACAUCAUCAAGAAAAAAAGUUAUGAGAACUGAUGAAGAUGAUCACUAAAGGGGGAAGUGUUUUUCUUGUUUAUCAAAUUCUUUCAGAUAAAUCUUUGAGGAAAUGUGUGAUGAUCAGUCUGGGGAGGUUUACGUGGAUAAUUAAAGGGUUUUAAAUUGUAUUCAGUUUACAAAGACAGUAUCACUUUUGAUUUACCAGAUGUGCCACUGAAGAUGGAUGUGACGAGCUUCGGAUUGCUUCAUCUCCUGAUUAUGAACAAAACAGACACGUGUUUUCCGGUCCAAGUAGUCGAUGGAUUGAUGUGGAAAUACCAGGUCUGAAAUUGUUCGCUUCGUUUCUUCUUUUGUUUCUCAAUGAGUAGUAGUUUCAAGAGUUAUUGAACCCAUCAACAGCUUCACUGUCUGUUAACACACAAGACACCUUCGAGGUUUUUUAUUGUAGUAGUAAGUGGAAGACGUUAUAUGUGAACGUUAUAAAUGAACAAUAGCUUGAACGAGUCUCUACACAGCCUUACGGCGAUAGUGCCCGACCUGCUCCUGAAAGGUCAUGGAAUCCAUAGCUAUCGCGUUUGUGAAAUCUUAGAUACUGCAUCCUCCUUAAUUUAAAGUAAUUUGUGUUCAACCCCCCGGACGCCUCCGAUAUAUAUCUUACUGUUAACUGCCAGUGAGAGUCAAAUGAUGAUGAGCGCCAGUGUGUUCGCAGACCACUUAGCACACAACUUUGAUACCAUGUCUUUUAUUUUGUUUUUAGGUGACACGUUGUAUUACAUAUUCACCUCUGACAACAGUACUAAUGACUGGGGCUGGAAAUUUGUAGUAACUGGAGGCCAACUUGGCAGGUAAUUAUACCUGCAUGGAAAGUCGUGAAAUUAAAGAAUUUCAUUUUCCAGGCUUGGGAAGUCAUGUGAUUUAAUUGUCGGUCAUGGAAAGUCAUGGAAAAGAAAAGUUAUGUUUGGUAACUUUGUCACUUCAGAUGUAAGGAAAAAUGAGACAAGGACAAAUAACUAAAAUAGCGCCGACGGAACGCAUUUUGGUGGAAUCCAGAGUUUGUGUCUGUUAGUUAUGUCAAAAAUUACCAUAAACCAAGCCAGUUUUGGAAGAAAGGAGAAUGUCAUGGAGAAAGUCGUGGAAAAGUCAUGCAUGGAAUUUGAAGGGCUUAAAAGAGUACGAACCCUGAUACAGGCUCAUUAGCAGCACAUUGUGGCUUGUAAUACAAAACCAACCUCAAGCUUGUCAACAGCUUAACAAAAAGUGUUAAUCAGUGCAUUCCAAUAUUCGCUUUAGAAUGAUAAAGAUGUGUGUAUAGUAGACAAUAGAGAAGUAAGGCCUUUAUAGUAUGUUGGGAUAAUUGUGUGCUUUUAACUUUAGGUUCAAGACUGGAUUCACAGUUCUGAAUGCUAUGCUGUCAUUAGAUAACAAAAUCGCCAGGUAACUUUCUAUAACAUACUGUAAUCCGCUAUUUAAAACUGGGAUGUCAAACAUAUAAUUGAGAGUGGAAAACCCCAGCAAGAAAAAAACGAACGCUGUUUUCAGCACUUCUUGUUAGUGUUAUUGCCCUUACCUUGUAACUGUAAGAAAGAGUUUCUACAUAGUAAGGCAUUAAAAAGAUGGACGUUUUAGUUCAGAAACUUGGUGUCCAGGGAAGUAUUAACUUAUAGUUAGAUAUGACUAGAUAUUGUUAUAAAUCACACUAAUUUCCUUCCCAGGUCGUUGCCUUUAAAGAAGUUGUGGGUGUGGCUUGUCUCAGUAGCCUGCUGUCAGACUGGUCAGCAGAGGCUUAUGGCAACCGGUUUGUUGCUAAGACUUCUGUUGGUUGUCUCUGGGUAAGUGCCACCUCACGUGAUGUAUUAUGUUUGAGUGCAACGCCAUGCAACAGGCAGCAACUUAGCAGUCCUAUUAAAAACGCAUUGUCUGUUAAAAGAACAGUUGAUAUUAUGAUGUUAGUUCUAUUCAUCCGCGGAUGGAGGAGACUCAGGGGCAGUCCGAGUUGGGUUCUGAGAAAAGGCGCCACGAAAGUUUUCCGCUUCAGACUGCCUCAAGGUCUUCGAGUAUGAGUGUUACUUUAUCUUCCGAGCCCUAUAGAGGAAAAAUGAGUAACAAUGAGCAUGAUGAAUUAGGGGAAGAGUUAAAUAAUUGAAUCUGAUAUAUUAUACUGUUAAUGUUUUCCGUAGGCAAGCGAGGGAUAGCGAUGGUUCUUGCUCGCCCCCAAUGGAUGAGAGUGAAAGACCUGAUCUGAGUCUGUUGAAGCCCCUUUGGUCACUUUAUACGGGCAUGCUGGAAAAAGAAGGUCAGAAAACAGCAAUCUUAUCAGUGUGUUAGGCUAGGUAGACCGACCAAAAUAUGGGAUACUUAUUUUACUCAGAAUGGUCAGACAAGAUAUGUCCUUGACUAAUCAACAUUCUCUGUGCGGAUGAAUUGACCAGUAUUGCAGAUUCUGAAUACAAUCAAUCAAUCAUAGACUUUAUUUAACUUCGAAUUUGAUAGCAAAAUUGCUAAUUUUGUUAUCGAGUCUAGCGUUCAUUUGUGCCGUAGUGAAAGGAAGAGACUCCAAACUCUUUGAGAACCAAACUUUAUUCCCUUGACAAUUAACCUUGCCGAAUGUUGGAACUUUCAACGCAUGCACGCUGUGAUUGAAGAUGGUUCUCUCUAAUUUUGUUUUAUUGUUUCAGAAAUCGGAAUUGAAGUAUCUAUAGCCUAGAAAAGCGUAAUUUGAUAGCCUAACGGUUCCUCUGUUUGUUUGAUUGUUGGUUCAUUUGUCUGUUUGUUUCUUUGUUUGUUUGUUUCUUUUAUCAGGAUCUGGGUCAGCUCCAACAUUAGUUCCUCCUGUACUCAGAGGCCUCACGGAACUUUUUCUUGUAGUGGAAAACCUCGCUCAGGUCAGACUUUUUCAUCCGAAAAAAAUAAGACAUAACAAUGGACGAAAUGAUCACCUCCUGAUGACCGUACGUAAUGCAGUCUCUCCUUAAUAAGCCCUUUGCUUUCUGUCUGUAUAGGAUUGGGGUGUGGCAGAGGACCUGGUCGUUGGUUUCACGACAAUCGAAAGCUUGAAGAGAUGCUUCUCUCAGGUAAAGAAAAACCCAGUUGCUAAUUUAGAAAUCUCCUGCAGUGGCUGCUGCAGUAUUUUGACAGUAUUGACAGACAUAUGUACUGCAUGUUGUUUCUUUAAGGCUGUUCAAAGGGUUGGUCUGAUCGGUCUUGCCAUUGGACAACCAAAUAAAGCGUCCGAGGCACUUGUUAAGGCUGCAGCUCACCCCCAGAGCAAGCAGGAUGAAGAUAAGAAGGUAUCCGUCACAAUGAUUCUCACGCAACUUCAAAGCAGUGAUUUCUAGAAAACGGACCAUGUAUUUAUGAUCCAUCCACCCAGGAGCAUAAAUACAUGCUGUUCAAAUAAUGCUUAGCUAUACUCGGCACAAGAUCACCUUCUCAUUCGAGAAGGGCUGGAUUAUAUAAUGAAAAUACAUUUACUUCAUGUCGCAUAAACCCAUCUCUCACUGGCCGGGUACCUGUGGCUGUCACUCUACAACUGAUAGAUAACAUUUGCUUUACUGCUAAUAUAAAGUUAAUAGGACAAUUGCACUAUGACGUCAUUUUACUACAACUACCAGAAUCGUUGAGUUUGUUGUUUUCUUGUGCAAAUUAAGGCUAUUGUUCAUUAAUCCUCUGCGGGAUUGAUAAAUUUAAAUAACAAAACACAGUAUGACUGAAAACCAGCUGAGUACGUUUCAGCAGGCUACACACGGUAAAUGGCAUUGACCGCGUAUAAAUAAAGUCAAUUACAUUAUAAUUAUUGUGUUUGUAGUGUUAGGCGAUUAUCCUUUUGUUAUUUCUUGUGGUCAAAUCUUAUAAUGUUUACCUCGUACUUUCCAUAGGAGAAGUCAAAAUCAGACCCGGCAGUUCGGUGAGUGUUGUUCGCUUUUUUUUCUACGUUCGUUUAAUAUUUAUAACUUAAUGUUUUUUGUUGUAUUAGUUUUAAUUUUUGUAAUAAAGUAGGAGAACCCCUUGGUAAAGCACUUUCCAGUGAGUAUACAAGUAGGUAAAUGUAUCCUUAACAAAGACUGCUGAAAGAAUUUGUAUUUUCCCGAGGAGUUUUGCAUCGACGACAAAUUACUGUGACUGCGUAAACCACUGGGACUGCGUUUAACAAACCACUUCUAUUUACUUCUAGCAAUUAGCAAGAUGUUAUGUUCAAUAACAAUGUUUGGUCGCUGGUAAUUUCGAGCGCCGUUCUCAACCCAUUUUCGAAAUUAGAAGAAAAGAAGUAAAUGGCCAAGCAAGUCUAAACAGGCAUAAAGAGUUAGCCAAUGAAAUAAUCGAGCUAUUGGCGGAAAAUGUCUUGCUAGUACACUGGCUUUGAUUCUGAGUGGUUAAGCACGCACGCACUUUAUGUUUUGUAUGUACUAAAAUCGCUCUAUUCACCUAUUUUAGUGUUGCAGAGUUCAGGCCUCCUUUCUCGUUUUCUAUUGGUCGAGAUGAAAACGAAGAUGACACCACAGGAGACGCUUCUAGCGAUGACUCGGACGACAGCAGCUCCUCUUCUGAUACAUGGAGCUAA